GCCUCGCCGCGCUCUCUUCCUCCCUAUCUGUGUCGCACACGCGCGCGCAGCAGAGGGAGGCGGCGGCCGCCACCGCAGCAGCAACAGCUGUAGCUCGGCCAGCCAGCUCCGAGCCUGAGCGCAGAGCAGAGGCGAGGCGAGCGAGCCGAGAGCCAGGCAGCAUGGCGGGGCUGCGCUACCCGCCGCAAAGCAGCUACUGCCGCGCGGCCACGGCCAUGAACCUCCUGCUCGGCGUCUUUCAGGUCCUCUUGCCCUGCUUUCGCCCGGGAGAAGCGCAGGGCCAAGGUAAGAAUGAAUGGCUGGAAGAGGCGGCCAGCUUGGAAAGGAGAGGGGGGCUUUUUGCAAAGCGGCGCUGAGGUAAAACAGGGCUGGAAGGUCGCUUCGGGAAGGGAGACCCCCGCACGGGCCCCCACGAGCCGCCCUCCUCAUCCUGCCUUUGUGCAGCGGCUCUGCGCUGCCGCCCUAAUGGUUCCCAGCCCCGCUGAGGCGGCGGAGUUCCUCUUCCUGCCUCGUCCGCCCUGCCGUUUCGCUUCUUAUUUGCUUAUUCGCUUUGUUUGGACUGCGAAGGGCGGCCGCGACCUUGUGACAGGCGGGCAGGCGGCGGGGGAAAAAGCGGGCGGCGGCGGCGGCGGCGGCGGCGGCCCACAAUGCGGGACUCCUUCCUUCCCUGGCGCGCUGCCGCUGCCCGGGCUCGCGCUGCUGCUGCUGCUUAGGCGGCGUCGGCGAUGCCGCCUUGUCUGCAGCCUUCGCGGGUCACCGCUUGGAGGAAGAGGAGGCCCUUGUUUGGACUCGGCCCCAGGCUGAUCUUUCCGUCAAAAAACCCCCCCACAAAACCCUGGCUUCCGACGCCCCUUUUGUGCGCCGGGUCUGCCUGCGUUUCGCACGUUGCUGCUGCUGCAGCAGGAGCGUUUUAAUAUGGAAGCGUCUCAGGGACGAAACAAAACAAAGCCCAGCCUCCUCUCCUGCUGCUGCUGCUGCCUGCAGCGCUCUGGCUGUGAAAGGCCCGCGAGCCGAGAGGAGACUCUCUCCCAGCUCGCGCCGUGUGCGUGUGGGUCGAGGCCACAGGCCUCUGCACGUCCCCCUCUCUGGUUGCUGGUGGAAAUUGCAAAGAGCUUUCUGUUUUGUUUUCGCCCCUAGCCAUGGACCCCAUCCCCAACGUGGUGGAGUUGUGGCAAGCGGAGGAAGGGGAGCUCCUGCUGCCUGCUCAGGUAAGGAAAUGAGGGGCGGGGCGAGCGCGGGGUAUUGCGCAGGCGCAGGAAGGUGGCCUUGGUGGGAAGUUCUCCUGCCUUUAACUCUGCGCAACGGGAGUUUGCCCUCCUCGACGAUGCUGCCUGCAGCUCCGUCUGUUUGCCCCUUUUUUCCCAACCUUGCAUGAUUUUGCAAGUUACGGUGGCUUCGGAUUCGGAGAUGGUGAGACCCGGUCAGUACCGGAAGUGGCGCUUCCGCCUCACCUUGCCAGGAUUUUGGCAGCAGACGCAGUUAUGAUUUCAUUAUGCUUCUGAAAGGGGAAUUGGGUAGGCAUCAAAUAACAUGUGAUGCUGUUGGGAGGCGCGCUGAAGUCUGGCUGCAACUGAUAUUUGUAAGGCAAAGCCAAUUGAUGCAGCAUCGCAGCAUUACUUCUACAGGGAGCAAGUCUUAUUAAAUUCAGUGCAGAGGAUCAGUUCUGCUUUUCUCUUCUGUUGGUUUAGUGCUUUUCGGGACUGCAUCAGUUUAUAAACUGUAACACUUAUUUUCCCCUCCCCUUUACAAUACAGCAUCUUUCGUUUCCCCCUUAAAUGCCAACCAUAGUAAAGUGAGAAAAUACAGCAACUUAAAGGAGUGUUUUAGAAUUUUUAUGCAUAGUGAACAGGUUAUUCUCAAUUUAAGUUAAUAUUUUAUUGAAAAGAAUUUGUUUUUAUUUAUAGAAGUAUGUAUAUACUGCUAUAUCAUAAAUACCAGGGCAUUGUACAUUAACACAAUUCAAACCAUACAAAAUAAUUAUUGAAGUGUCUGACUAAUAAAAAUGUUUUAAGCAGCUGAUAAUAGCUUGUCAGCAUACAAAUGCCUGCAGCCUGAAAUUUAAAAACCAAAUGACUUAUUUACUUUGUUAACAUGUUGAAUGUUCCCAAAUGAAAUAAUUAUUUGUUUAUUUAUACCACGUUUAAAGCAAAUGAAUUGGUUGGAUGUGGGUGGGGAGAAAUUGCCAUUUCUUACAGAUACGAUGAAAAAAACAAAAACAAGUAGCUGCAACUUUUUUAAAAAUGGUUUGUCUGUAGUUGUACACAGGGAGGCAUUAGUAAAUGCAGUUUUCAGAGAAAUGCAUGAUUGUACAUUGCAGAAAUCUCAAUUCACCAGUGCAAUGUUUGGAUAUUAGUAGAUUGAUCUAGUAAAGCCUGGUCUAGUGAAGCAGGUGUGGGGAACCUUUAAACCUGCAGAUGUUUCUGAACAAUAGAUCAUAAUACCUGGCCAUUGGUCAUGGUGCUGGAACUACUAGGAGUUGCAGUUCAGCAACACAGGGACUACAACCCCCAUCACGCCUAGCUAGCAUGACCAGUGGUCAGGGAAGAUGGGAAUUGUAGUCCAAAAACAACUGUAGACCCAAGCUUGGGAAACCCUGCUCUAAGCCGCCAUGACUGCCUGCAAGCCUGGGAACCACCUCUGCUAACACUGCAGAAGACUCUCUAUUUGAACUAGCAAUACAUCUGCUGAAAAGCAUUCGUCCUGCUGCAGCUUCUGCGGAAGAGGCUAUAUAUUGCAUGAGUGGGUGGUGGGUUGACUGACGGGUUUCCCCUUUUGCACAUUGCCUCUUCAUGUAGCAUGUAGAGGUGAGAGUGCUCUUCUCCUUUCUGAUGCAAGUCCCCUGGAUCUUUCUUGUGAGAGAAGGCUUUGUUAGGGCCAUGGUAGUCAACAUGGUGUCCUGUAGGUGUUGUUGGCUACUAGCUCCCAUCGGCUCCAGCUAGCGUGGUCAAUAUUUAGGGAUGAUGGGGUUGUAGUCUCUUGCAGGAGACAGAAGGUGAUAGCCCAGGAUGAGGGUGAGGGCUGCUGCAUAUCCAGAGUCCCAAUGUUUUUAGUUUAAUGUUGAACUUUGACUUGUGAUAUGUGGGUAGGGUGGGAUGGGUUAAUUGUAUGAAGCAUGAGCUUUUUAUUGCUCCAGUACUUAUUUACUUAUGGGACGCUGGUGGUACUGUGGGUUAAACCACAGAGCCUAGGACUUGCCAAUCAGAAGGUCAGCGGUUCGAAUCCCCACAACGGGGUGAGCUCCCGUUGCUUGGUCCCUGCUCCUGCCAACCUAGCAGUUCGAAAGCACGUCAAAGUGCAAGUAGAUAAAUAGGUACUGCUCCAGUGGGAAGGUAAACGGCAUUUCCGUGUGCUGCUCUGGAUCGCCAGAAGCGGCUUAGUCAUGCUGGCCACAUGACCUGGAAGCUGUACUCCGGCUCCCUCGGCCAAUAAACGAGAUGAGCACUGCAACCCCAGAGUCAGCCAUGACUGGACCUAAUGGUCAGGGGUCCCUUUACCUUUACUUAUUUACUUAUUUUGUCUUACUGCAGUUCUAUUUAACUGGGCACUUUUUAUAACUUAAUGUACAGCUGUUAGGAAUCUUUUCUAUGUUUCUGGGAUAAUACUGGAUUUGGGAUGCAUGUGUAGGUAUGUUUAUUGGUAUUUCGAUGUUAAUAUUCUUAUAUUUUAUAUGAAAUUGAUACCAAUUACUGUUUUUUUUUAAUUAAUUAUGGAUGUCCCCAGAAUGUUAUUUCUUGCUUUAUUUUUCUUAGUGAUAUUGUGGUAGCAGUUUAAAUAGCUGAUUUGAAUAUUAAUUGGAAAGGAAAAGCAGAGUGUAAACAAGGAGUGAAAUGAAGGUGGCUUGAUUUUCUGAUUCAUUAACUGAUUUCAGUUAGAACAAACCACAUUUCCACAAGACAUGGCAUGGCUGUUGCUUGUUCUUGUGUGAAGCAGAAGAAUUCACACCUGCUCACAUGAGGUAGAGGAAAGGGGAACAUUCAUAGUUAAGGCCCACUAAUUUGUUCACAGUAAUUUAAAAGAGUCCUCACCAACUUAGUAUCUGCCAGAUGUUUGUAGUACAAUUCUCACCAGCUCCAUUCUGGAGGGGAAAAGGUUAGGCAAGGUAGAUCUGAACUAUGGUUGUCAUGGAAGUUAGGGAUGCAACUGUUUAUUGUGCAUAAUUUGUAUUACUUAUAACUCAGUACCUUGCGGGCAGGGUUGACCUCUAGCUCACCCCUUCUCAGUAUCCGGUAGCUAGUCAGACCACUGCAUCAGUUCUGCAAGCAAAUACUUACAGAUGCAUGAUCAAGUGUAUUUGAUAGAAUAGCUGUUUUCUAUCUUUUGAUUUCCUGGUAACUGUUGCCUUUUAAUUUGUAUCAUCUGCUGCAUGAAAGUUAUGACCUGCUGUCACAUAUGUUAGAGGAAGUUUAGAACCAACAUUUUCUUUGCUUAUUUAGUUAGCUGUAAUUCCCUGUUCCGCGUGUUUUGUAAAUAAAAUCUGGUCAUUUGGUUAACUACAUUGGUGUGUUCUGAUCCAAAGGGAUUCUGACCAGCCUAGUUUAUUGUACCCUAUCUUAUUGUUUUGGGUCUUCUUACCAGACACCUGGGACUCUUACCAGACACCAGCACAAGACUCUUAAUCUCAGGGUUGUGGGUUCAAGCCCCACGUUGGGCAAAAUAUUCCUGCAUUGCAGAAGGUUGAACUUGCUGGUUGUCAUAACCCCUUCCAACUCUACAAUUCUAUGUUUCUAGCUGCUGUUAAAGUUGGUAUCUAAUAUUGAGGGGAGUUAGGUGAACAGAGAUUGAGAACUGGCAGAGUGCUGGCUUGGUGUGCCACUGAGAUUAUUCUUUCCUAAAUAAUUCAGAGUCAUAAUGACCUAAUAGAUGAGGUCAGCUAGUGAUUCCUUGACCUAUUCUAGGAUUGUUUUAGUCCUGGUGGGAACACUUGGGCAAUUAGAUAUACGCAAGUAGGACCCUUUGAUAAAAUGUUGCAGUGUUGAGUGCUUCUACUCACUCCAUUCAGUCUCCCCCCCCCCCCCGACACACACCAAGAGUCUCUGUAUCAGCAGAGUAUGCUGAGGUCAUAAUUUGCCUUUCGGGGGUUUAUUUGAAAUUUUUGUGGUGGAUGCAAUGUGGCAUUUCAUUAUUACGCAGUUGCAUAUCUGUAGAUGUUGUUUCUUGUAUGCCAGUAUAGGGAAAAUAAUUAUUUCAACUUCAACAUAAAAUAGUCUUUCUUCUUUUCUACCAAGAACAUUUCCCAAGCUAUUAGAAAAGGAAAGUUCUUAUUUCCUUAGUGUAUUGUAUUACAGUGGUACCUCGGGUUACAUACGCUUCAGGUUACAUAUGCUUCAGGUUACAGACUCCGCUAACCCAGAAAUAGUGCCUCAGGUUAAGAACUUUGCUUCAGGAUAAGAACAGAAAUCGUGCUGCGGCAGCGCGGCGGCAGCAUUAUGGGAGGCCCCAUUAGUUAAAGUGGUGCUUCAGGUUAAGAACAGUUUCAGGUUAAGAACGGACGUCCGGAACGAAUUACGUAAGUACUUAACCCGAGGUACCACUGUACAUCACUUUGAAAACUUUUUAGGUGAUGAAUUCCUGCUCAUUUUUUAUUUUUUUAUUGGCAGACAUACUAGUAUCAAAAUAGAGUCAAACUCAUUUAGACAUCUCACUGCUGACAGUUCUAAGAAGAAGCAGUGAAUUGCUGACAGAUCUUCAUCAUUCUUUGCUGUAGCUGAUAGGAGAAGUGCAUGCCAAACAGAAGGGCCAUGUUGAUCUUUGUUUGACUACUUCUUAAAAUGCCUUACAAGGAAGGGAUUUAGUUUUUAGAUUCAUAUUGUUUUAUUUCUCCCUAUGGCUUGCCAAUUUUUGUUCAACCUGUAUGAAAUUCCAAUGCCAACUCAUAGAAUUGUAGAAUUGGUACCCCCAAGGAUCUUCUAGUUCAACCUCCUGCAAUGCAGGAAAUAUAUUAACAAAAUGUUUUAAAGGCCCAAGGGUGAAUUGAGGGUUAAGUUUUUGUUUGUGAAAAUACCCGGCCACCAGAGUUAUUAUUUUAAGUUCUGUCAGAACUUUAGUCAUUGUUGGAUGGCUUUGGAAUGCCACCAGAGGGUAGAAGAGACCUUUUCUAUAUGUAGAGGUAAAAGGUAGUAUGCAACCAAGUUUUACUCAGAGUAGACCCAUUGAAAUGAAUGGACCAGACAUAGUCUGAGUAAAACUUACCUGAACACUGGUUGAAGGAAAUAUCAGUGCAUUUGGGUGCAUAUGAUACAGUGCAAAUAUGGUCAAGUAAUAUGGGAUGAGGCAGUGUUAUAACUGCUCUACUGAAAUAAUAUUGUGCCAUAGUAUACCUAUUUUUAGUCACUUGCAAGUUGAAAAAAAUAAAAUAGCCAACUUAAGCUUACCAGGUUGCAUGGAGAUGACCCUCACUUUCUGCCAAGCAGUUGUGCAGUGACCAUUCUCUCAAUGAUGUCUGUGCGAACAAGCCCUUCUAUCCACUAUGAAUUUGUACAGAAAUGUUGCAUAUACAUAUAUGUGUCUGUGGUUACCUAAAUUUCCUUGUGUGCCCUCAGCUGUAUGACGAGGGCAUCCAGGGAGUCCUAGCCCAUUCAAGAAAUGAUUUCCAGUUAACUUUCAGGGAAGUAGGAAUGACCUUGUGGCAGUGGCUAUAUCUGAUGCCCUCCCUGCCCCUAACCUCUAACUGCACUUUAUGGUGCCCAAGGAGAGCCGAACCUGAGUUGUAUUUGGAGUGCUUUAAACAAGCAUGUUUUUGUAUUUAUACAUCACUACAACAGUGAUUGCUGUCUAUGAAUAUAUGCCAUCAAAAUGCAUAUAAAAGCAACCACAAAUAGCAGGUUUCCUUUGAACUUUCCUUUGUGGGAGCAAUGGUUAAUUUGUUUUUUUAAAGGACUGGUAUUUCCUUUUUUAUUUUGGUGGUACUUGUGGGCAAAGAUUAAAUAAAAUGGAGCAGCUGUGAAGGUGUUAAAAAUACAGUUUUGUCUUAAUUAUCAGCAAGCUUCCACAUUUAUUUUACUUAAGCUACUGUGGGCAUUUCCUAAAGUUCUUGGAAUCAGACUGAUACAAAAUAUAUGAUACAGUUAUAAUUUGAAACUAAUGAGAAACAAAAGAAAAAGAAACAUUGAAACCAAGAAAAAUUAAGCUGGACAAAGCCAAGUCUGGAAACAUAAAGCAGCAGCUGCUGUUUCUGCAAAUAUGAACACUACCCCAGAUACAUGAAGAAAUUGGUGCAGAGGGUGCCAGCUGAUUAGAGCCCUAUCUUUGUUUUUGCUUGUUGCAUGAAGAGUUAUAGCCAGAUAAAGUUAAUCACUAGCUUGUGUAGGACUGCUGGUAAUACUUUCCUUCAUCUGUAUUUUGACAAUACACUGUUGCAAACUUUCAAAGAGAGAGAGUGAUUGGUUAAAAAAACUGAAGAACUACUAUUGAUGGUUUAAAAUAACUCUAAAUAUGGAAUCUGCAUAGCAGAAUCUGGUUACAGAAUUACAGGCCUACAAGGAGUCUGAAGGUCAUUUUAGUCUUUGUGUUAAAUCACAUUUAUACCACAAUUAAACUCCAUUACAGAUUAACUUUAUCCUGAUAACAUGCCACAAGCCAUGACCCAGAGCUAAAAAGUGCUUUGUUCUAAAUUUCCCCAUAGCCAACGGAUUAACGAAAUGUUUUAUUAGGGCUGUCUAUAUAGUUCAAUUGAGCAAACCUAGAAACAUUUUGAAGGGGAAAGCAAAAUCCUUAAGGGCAUUGGCCGUCAAACCUGCAUGCAAGAAUUUAGCCAACUGUAAGGAGAAUGCACCCGUUUGUCUAUUUUAAGGGUAUUAUUUGCACACAUCCGCACAUACACACCUGUGUUACAAAGCUAUGGUUGAAGCUGUUGCAACUUUCAGAGGUUGCAUGUGGUUUCAUGGGGAAAAUGGAUUCUUCUCUUGCCUCUUGACAGAGAUUCUUCAAGAGAGAAUUGGGAGGUAUACAUAUAAUUUGAGCAUAUCCACCGAGAUUCCGAAAUGUAUGACACUGGAUUCACUACUUGCCAUGAGUCACUGGGUUGCCAGAAGUGGGCUUUGGGGACAUUGGUUUCCCAGAGUCUGAGCUUAUGAAUGGAAUGCCAUUCCCAUCUUUUAUGAAUUUGUGAUUUCCGGGACUCUCCCAGGAGUUUUCAAGCAGCUGUAAUUUUCUGCUGAUAUGUAGGCUGUUACCCAACUUAAAAAAAGGAAAAAAAUCUGGACGGUGUUUUUAUUAUUGACAUUUGGUGGACACGGGUGGUGCUGUGGGUUAAACCACAGAGCCUAGGAUUUGCAGAUCAGAAGGUCGGCGGUUCGAAUCCCCGCGACGGGGUGAGCUCCCGUUGCUCAGUCCCAGCUCCUGCCAACCUAGCAGUUCGAAGGCACGUCAAAGUGCAAGUAGAUAAAUAGGUACCGCUCCGGUGGGAAGGUAAACGGCAUUUCCGCGUGCUGCUCUGGUUUGCCAGAAGCGGCUCAGUCAUGCUGGCCAUGUGACCCGGAAGCUGUACACCGGCUCCCUCGGCCAAUAAAGCGAGAUGAGCACCGCAACCCCAGAGUUGGUCAUGACUGGACCUAAUGGUCAGGGGCCUUUACCUAACUGCAGAACAGGUGGACAGCAUCAAUUUGUAAGUCAUUCUUCCAGCCUUAUCUUGACAGUGACUGUGCAUUGGUAUCCUAUCCACAUAUUAUAUUAUGCUCAACUAAAUUUUAUACAGUGAAUAAUAGAUAGCUAGUUUUUUGACAUAGUGAAAUCAAAUGCCAUCUGAAAUGAUAUCAUGGUAUAGUUAGCUUGUGGAGUUAAUAAGAUGCUGAACAUUAAAUAAAAGAUGCCUGAAUAAUCUUGCUGAACACGCAUUUGCAAAUGCAUGUAUUCAUAUGUGUUCAAAGGAGUUGGUCAAACUUCCAUGAGAAUAGAGUUGGCAGUGCAGAUUGGCCUGCUGCCAUGUAAACCUUUGGAUGCCCCCCCCCCCGCACACUCAUUCCUGUAUCUGAGGACACAUAGGAGUGAGGUAGGGGUAGAAAAACAAUAGGCUUGCCAUAUGUCAGGAAAAUUCCUGACAUGUCCUGGUUUUCAGGUGUAAAAAUGGCGUCAGGGGAAUUUAGUCAGGGAAAACCUGGAUCUAUGGUAGUGCUAUGGAAAAAGCAGCAGAAACAGCUCCAAAAAGCUUUAAAACACUGUUGGGGGCCGGGGAGGUUUUCCCAAAAAAGCUCAACAAAGUUUGCGGGUGUUAGGAAUUGUACCUUUUGAAAUAUGUCAACCCUAAAAUACAACAAUUAAAAUACAUAUGUUUGACCUAUGAAGUGUUGCAUCAUUUUAUCCGUGGGCCUUUCUUCUAAGAUAGGCUUGGAUGUUGGUCACUUGAGGUGAUUUGUUUUUAUAUGAACUCAGAAGGAGCAAAGCUUAUAUGGGUACAUUUUAUGGCUUGUACAUCUGUUUUCUCUGGAUAGCUGAUACAGAUUCAUUUUGUCUAAAUGCACACACUUUAGGUUUUUGGGUGGGCAACAAGCAACAUCAUCCUGUUUCAUCCUGGCACUUAAGGUACCUCAAGUAUAACAAAAUAUUUUUCAUUAGAACAAAGUACCUGGAUGUUCACAGGUACUUAAGUGGUUCCACAAAGCGAUGCUGUUGGACUCAAGUUCUCAUCAGUCCCAAACAGCACAGCAGUGGUGAGGACUGAUAGGCACUGUUGUUUGAAAGGAUGAAAAUGACUCAGUAUUUCAAAAUUCCAGUUCUGAGGGGAGGUUGUACUGAAAAAAACAAAAAACAAUUUGGCACCCUCCAGCCUGAAAAUAGUCCCAACAAUUUAGGGAGGUUGUAAGAUUAGGAAAUGAUGCUUCAGUGCUUGUGGGGUUUUCUGAAGACCGUUUGGAGUGAUAUACUUGGCUGUUUAUGCUACCUUCUGAAAUUAUACUGACUGCUUUUACUAAUCUCAGAAGUGAUGCUUGCUAUUCUUUCACAUCUUAACUUUUUUAUUAAAAAAAAUGUAGUCUGGACAGAUGAAUGAAUAUAAUUUAGAAUAAGGUAUUAUUUGUUUGCUUAAAAUUAUUGACCACUGUUAAACUGAUAAAUGUGAUAAACCAGACUCUGCAAUUUCCUCAGCUAUAUUGAACUCACUUGUACUGGUUCUUAAAUUUGUCUUGUUCGCUGAAUAAUCAGUGCUUAGCAAAAUGAAGUGGGCUGAUUCAAACAUCAUUCAGUAUAGGGGGUCCCACUGAACAGAAUAUCCUUAAACAGCUCUGGGAUUGCUAAAAUACAAAUGUAUGCUGGAAACUUACAUUUGCUGCUUAUAUUUCAUGGUAUUUUCUCUGUCCACUAGGCUGAAUCAGAGGAGGAUGUGGAAGAACAUCCACAAGAGCAGAGGUAAGCAGUGUUAAGAUAAAAAUAAACAUCUUCCAUCAUACAACAAUAAACUAUGUUUGCAUUAUUCCCUAUAGUAAUAGUGAAGUCGGUUACUUUGAAUAAUUUAAUUUAUGCUUGCUCUCUUAGUUGAGUGAUGAAGAUUAACAGCUUAACCUGUUGUUUUUGUCAGUGUUGUGGUUUUAUGUUGUAUGUUGCCCUGCAAUAUUUCUAUGGAAAUAUUUCUAUAGAAAUCUGGUUUAUUUAUCAAUAGAUCAAUGAAUGAGGCUUUAAUUUUUUUUAAAAAAAUGCUUCUCAUGCAGUAUUCAUUAGCCAUGCAUUAUAAGUUUAAUUUUUAAAAAUGUCGAAGUACCAGGUUCUCUUCAGAUAAGAGAGUCUUUUUCCAGAGAAUCCAUACUAACAGAAAUAAAAUACAGAAGAGAGAGGGGGGUGCCUUGUUGAUGCUUUGUUUAAUUAAAACUGAAUUCAGGUUUUCUUAUUAGUGCAUAUUCACUCUUACUGUCUAAGAGUAUGAUCAAGUUUCUUUUACCUUCUUAUUGCCAGCAAAUGAUUAAAGCCUAGAGCAGAUGGUAAUUGCACUGCUCCUUGUUUUCCUGCCAAGGUAAAAACAGGAUUAUUUUUUUUCAGUGAAGGCUGUUUUGAGAAGCGUAUUGCUUCAUUUAGUUUUCUGAAUGUAAAAAUUGAAAUCUACUUGGCAUUGAACAACUUGGCAUUUUCAGGCCUUUUGGUAAGGUAAAUGUGUCACCUGCUGCAGCUGCAUUCUCUCUCAACAGCUGUCCUGUUCUAGGGCAUUCAUACCAUAUCAUGACUAGCAUUAGCUAGUACAUACGGUAUAUUUUUAAUAACCUUAUGGCAUUAACUAGUUGUAUAAAAAAACUAAUGCAUUUGGAUUACUGCAAUGCAUUUUAUGUGGUGCUGCCCUUGAAGAUGGUUCAGGAACCUUAGGUAAUACAAAGCACAGCAGCUAGAUGGUUAACUUAGGCUCCAGAAACCUAGCCCAUGUAGCCAGUUUUGAACCCACACCAAGUUCCUUUAUGGUCCAUUUUAGGGCUUUACCCUGCUCCAAGUCAUCUAGAGAGUUUUAAAAGUGAUAUCAAAGACUGUCUUUCCUCAUAUAACCUGCAUGAGUAUUCAGAUCUUCAUUCGAGGUCCUCUCUGGGUGUGGCUCCUUUCAGAUGUAAGGUGAUAAGGAAUAGAACCUUUUAGUGCAGACACCCCAAGUCUAAAAUGCUCUCUCCAGGGAGGCUUACCUGGUUCAGGGCUUGGUGUUUUUUCACUCACUCUGGCCUUUCCUGGUAUUGUAGUAUAGAAUUAGAUCUUGGUAUGGCUUCAUCUUGCAAGCAAACCUAUGGUUAUUACCCACCUUGUGGAGUUAAAAAAAAACACAAAAAACUGUUUAUAUGAACUAUCUCUCACACUUUAUUUUUCCUUAACAAAGUUGACAGUGUUGGUUUUUCUGCCAGGAAUUCUUUAGUACAGCUAUUAAUGAUUAUUAAUGAUUGGAGCAAAGACUGGCUUAGCUUUGCAGUGAAAACAGAAUGACUUGGUGCACCCAGUUAAGAGCAAAGUCCAACAUUCAACUAGUACUCUAUAGAGUACAUCUUCCAUAAUUUUGAUGGCACUUUUUCUUUUAGUCUAAAAAAAGAUUUUAAAAAGUCAGGCCCAUUCUCAAACUAUUAGACUUCAAGGAUACUUCAUAGAGCAGGUGUGGGGAACCUUAGACUCUCCAAAUGUUGUUGAACUACAGCUCCCAUAAUCCCUGGCCACUGGCCAUGUUUUCUGGGGCUGAUAGGAGUUAGCAGAUGCUUUGACCUCCCUCAGAAGCCUUCUCUGAACAUGUGUUGUGUGCAUGCGAGACAUUUAAAAAUGAGUGGUUUUUAAACUGGUUUGAAGUGAGCUGCUGCCUAAUGCCUACACCAGGCUUCACAGGUGUAGGCCAUUAUUCUUUAUUAUCCCAGAAGAUACGCUUUCACAAUUUUAAUAAGCUGAUAUGUAUGUACGCGUACACUCCCCAUUCCUCCUAUUCGGUGAUCUGUCUUCUGUUCAUAUAUUCAAAGAACUUGGAUCAUGGAAUUGCUUUAGCAGGUGAAGAAAAGACCUGUUCUGUUUUGAGAAAUCUGGCUCCUUUCACUUAUUUGUGGUAACAUUCCUUUAAUAUUCCAAUAGCAUGGAGAGAGAAUCUAGAAGUUGGAAUAUAUCUUCAACUGUUCUUAAGAAGUUAUUUUCCUAUAUUUGGAUAUAAGUAAGCACAGGCCGCAUCCAACCAACUCCCAAAACUCCCCCUCCACCCCCAAUUUCUAUAAAGAACAGGUACAAAUUAAUGGCCAAAAGCAAAAUGCAUAACAAUUUCUGAAAGUUGAUAAAGUAUCUGUUGUUGUUUAAAAAAAAAAAAGCUCUACUAAGCCCUACUAAGCUCUCAAAACAUGAUAGCGAUCUGCAGUGUUGUAUUCUUUAAUUAACUCAUUUCACUUGUUAGUCUAAUUUUAGAAAUAACCGGUGAUGCACAGACAACUGACUUCCUGUGUGUAUGUGUGUAGGCAUACCUCAGAAUAUCUCUAUAAGGUCAUUUAAUAUGAUGUGCAGAUAAGAUGAUGAUUCUAUUACCUGUUUUCUUUAUAUCCAAAAUCCAAAUGUCUGCUUUGGGUUAGAACUGAAUAUAUAAAUGUCGUUGUCCAAGAUGCCAUCAUGCUAGACAUUUUUGAAGAAGUCUUUCUCUUUGCAGCAUUGUAGGCUGGUCACCAGGAUACAUUUAUGUAUCCUAAUGGACUAUUAGUUUCCCAUAACCAAAGGGAAGAUUUAGCUCAUGUGUCUCUCAUUGGUCUUAGUCUUUACGGGGUAGUUGGUAUUUUGUUUAGUGUAGGAAAUGUAGACAUUUACUAGGUGAAUGCUUUAAUUGAAUCUACUUUCUUUAUCUAGCUGAUAAAGAAACCAUCUCAAACUAGGAGACAUUGAAUGUUCUACCUGCUCCUUCCUAAAUUAUGGGCGGGUCCUUUGGGGAUAAUGGAAGCUAUGAGUUGAAGAGCAUCAUUAGAAAUGGGGUGGUAAUAAGUUCCAGCAGUACUGUAGAUUGAAAUACAUAUUCUGACUUCUUAGGUGGACCCUUGAGGCCAAGCUCCCACUGCCAUGUUUUGAUGCCAGUAUCCAGUGGGAAGGCUGAAACUGAAUACAUUGUUUACAUUAUUCACAUGUUAGUGGAGAAAGCAAUUCCCUGCACCAGGUGAACCAGUUGAAAUAAUGUAAUAACUGCCAUAGUUGAAAUAGGUCAGGCAGACUGCUUAUAUCUGAUUAUGCUAAACUUUUUCAGAGACACUACUUUUCUACUUAUUAAACUCCAGACAAUCAGCCUUUCUGCUUGUCCUCCAAGUGCAUUUUACCGUGUUAAAAUGGUGUGCAGCAGGCAAUUCGUUAAUAAAUCAAUUGACCUACAUAAAAUUUCCGUCAUGGGACUGUGUUAGGGAAACAAACUUAUUUUUAUUGUUAGAUUUAAAAUGGGAGGGGUUGUCCUUUUAAGGAUGGUCCUUCACUUUAGCAGUCUGCUCAUUGAGAAGCUGAUAUGAGAUUUGGUUUUUGUGCCAAAACAGGUUGUCCUUGUGCUCCACAUGGGAAUCUCAGCAAAUUAUGUUUUUGCAACCACAAAAGGGUAGCAGCUGGGAGUUCAAGGAAACUAUCAGGGGAUGUGCCUUAAUGAAUCUAGUAUUUAUGUAUCACUAUUGGUAGUUCCAUGUGGGCAAAUUCCAUUCUAGUUCUUAGUACUCCUGGGAAAAUGUACAGUAAGUCACAAAGUUGAUUGCUUUGGAUAUAAGCAAUUAUAUGAAUCUAUAGAGAUAUGUGAUGUCUGUUGUUAAUGGAUAAUUACUAGUUCUUUGGUGGGGGCGGGGGGAAGCUAGUAUGGAAGCCAUGCAGAAUAAGCAUGAUGUGGUUACUACUUUUUAUUAUUCUUAUAAAAGCAUCUAUUAACAUUGUGUAUCAUAUAUCAAAGUUCUCCAGCUGCAUGAGAGACAGUAUUGUGGGGCUGUUUGUGCUGCUGGUAUUUUUCACAGCACAUCGCACAGCCUACAGUUUUAUCUUUUGAGGGUGGAGGGCAUGUCAAAAGAUCUUUUACUUAAAAGGAAAACAAAAAUACUGCAUAGAAGAACAUGAAUGUGGAAAAUAGCUUUGUGUUUGUUAUUCCUGUAUUGAUUAAAAACAGCUUUCUUGGAUGUCAGAGUUGUGACAUUUGAAACAUUUUGGUGAAAUGCCUUCAGCUUGUUUACAAUCUUAACAUUUGAAGAGGGUUUUGUUUUCCAGGAGCCUUUAAACCAACAUAAUCAUUCUUAAUCUGACUAUUCUUCAAAUCAUUUUAAAGACUGAAAUAUUUUAUGGUCCUUGAGUUUAUAAAAGAUUUCCAUUAUGGGUUCAAGUUAAUGGUCCUUGAGUUUCUAAAAGUUAUUUGGAAAAUAUAAGGUAUUAUGUACUUAGUAUAAGGAUCAGGAAACUGCUAGUGUAUUUAUGUUCUUCUGAGAGUUAAUGUUUAUUUGUUAAUACAAAUGAAAGUCAAAAAGGCAGUAACACGUAUUUCUUGUACAGUACUGCACAUGUCUAUACCUUUAUGUACUGCAUGUCAAAGCUGCAAUUCCAGUAUUAAGCCUACUAAGCAGUAAACCUUAUUGGACUCAGUGGGAUUUACUACUGAGUAAACAUGCACCCUGUUGCACAGUUAAUAUAUAUUUCAGUUAAGACUGCUCUGUGUCAGGAUUGGGAGAGGGGGAGUGUUACAAAAUAAACACAGAAGCGGCAGUAAAAUCACAAGACAUGCUAUCUACAUUAUAAAUCUAAUCUAAAGUUCAGUUGUUAGUCUAGCAUCAGUCUCCUUGACAGUGAACCAUCAGACAUUUUAGGACUUGGAAAAUGAGGUUAUAUAUGUUAUGUGUUACUAAAACAAUGUUUCUAUAUAGGUUAGAGAUCAGAAUAUGCAGAAAUAGAGAUCUGGUUCAUUUAGGAGCUGGGAUUGAGUCUGUUCAGGAGCAACUACGUUGCUGGACAUCCAUGCUGUUGGUAACUUUGAUCACUAUUCUUCAUUCCCCCCCCCCCCGCUGUAUUCGUAGGCCAACUUUGAUGGGUGGGUGAGAUUGCCUGCCUGCCAGUCACCUGAUGGUCUAAUGUCAUGCGGACAGUGCAUGUCAGAGUUAAAAGAUAAUUGUAACUGCAGAUCAGCUGGCCAGUGAUUACAGCAAUCUCCUUUACAGGUGCACUCCUUUGUAAAUGCACUUCCAGCGACAAUCAGCUGAUUGGCAGUGAGAGUGCACCUUCAAGAGGGUUUCCUGUAACUACUGAUCAGCUCAUUUGCAGUUACUGGGCCCUUCUUCAGAGUCUUUUUGGAGCAAUCACUUGAAAUCCAAACUCCUUCCUCUGUAGAAGGAGGAAUGACCUGUUUAAAGAUAUACCAUUUUUUCCUACAUAUGUUGGGGAAGUGGUUUGUAUUCAAAGUGCUGCCUGCAAACGGAACAGUUUUUUUCUCUGCAGAGAGAAAAAUGCUCCAUUUGGAGGAAGUACCGUAUUUUUCGCCCUAUAGGACGCACUUUUCCCCCUCCAAAAAUGAAGGGGAAAUGUGUGUGCGUCCUAUGGGGCAAAUGCAGGCUUUCGCUGAAGCCUGGAGAGCGAGAGGCGUUGGUGUACACCGACCCCUCUCGCUCUCCAGGCUUCAGGAAGCUAUCCGCAAGCCUUGCACGCCCGGCGGGAGUUCCCGCGGGCUCACAAGGCUUGCGGGCGGCAGCCUGCAGCCCGGAGCACGGGGCGCCCUCCGGAGGACGCCCCAUGCUUCGGGCAGGUGUCCGCAAGCCUUGCGCGCCUGGGGCAAGUUCCCGCGGGCUCGCAAGGCUUGCGGGCGGCAUCCCGAAGCACGGGGCACCCUCCGGAGGAUGCCCCGUGCUUUGCACAGAUGUCCGCAAGCCUUGCGCACCCAGGGGAACUCCCCCCGGGCUUGCAAGGCUUGCGGAUAGCAGCCUGUUCUGGGGGCUGGGGUCGGGGGAAGCUCGGGCUUCCCCCGCCCCAGCCCCGCGGCUGGGGGGGAAAUAAUUUUUUAAAAUUCAUUUCCCCCCCCAAAAAUGAGGUGUGUCCUAUGGGCCAAUGCGCACUAUAGGGCGAAAAAUACGGUACUUCGAAUCCAAACUGCUUUCUCCAGCCCACUAAGCUGCUCCAGGCAAUUAGAUCCCAGUGGGAUCUCAUUAUGAUAUUGUACACGAUACAGCAGAGCACAAUACAGUAGUACCUCGGGUUAAGAACUUAAUUCGUUCUGGAGGUCCGUUCUUAACCUGAAACUGUUCUUAACCUGAAGCACCACUUUCGCUAAUGGGGCCUCCUGCUGCCGCCGUGCUGCCGGAGCACAAUUUCUGUUCUCAUCCUGAAACAAAGUUCUUAACCUGAGGUACUAUUUCUGGGUUAGCAGAGUCUGUAACCUGAAGUGUCUGUAACCUGAAGCGUCUGUAACCCGAGGUACCACUGUAUAAUAAAAACAAAACAUUAAAACAGUGUGUGAGUGCACAGACAAAAAGCAAAAUGGAUCUGUUUCAGGGGCUCAUAUUGUCUGGUCAUCAAUUGGAAUGAACAGAGUGAUGUAUACUGGGUCAGGCAGAUGGUCAAGCUCCAAAAGGUGGCUAUCCUAGUUAUGGUACAGGCAUUUCUAGAGCAGCAACUCUGUAUAAUGAGAGCAAUAUUACCAUGUUGUAGAUAGUGAUAAUGGACAAUUGUAGCUACUUAACUUUUGCCUUUUAGCAUAAAAAACGUCCCAAACCAAGCCACUCCUCAUUGUAGGCUUGGGGAAACUGUGGUCCUCUAGAUGUUGUAAGACUCCAGCUCACAUCAGUCAGCAAGCCCAAUGGCCAGGAGUCUAGGAACAUCUGCAAGAUCACAGGUUCUCAUCUCUGCCCUGUUGACUACCUAGAUCUCCUGAUGAGGUGUAGUAGCCUCUUCUUGCCAUUAGCUCCUUGGGCCUGUUCACUGGUUCUGUAAGCUCUGCUCUGUUUAAACUAUGACCCCAAAAGAGUAAUCAAGCACCUAAAAUACAGAUCCUCAUAAACAGUAAUUUCACCAUCUCAUAAUUUCUGUUAUACCAAUAAGGGAAUUCUCUUUCUCCGUACUGAUGUGUUUAACCUAUUCUAAUGUACCACUUCUUGAUAUAUUUAUCAAUAUGCUAUCCUGUUUGUGGUAAUUUUUUUGUUCUUGUUUUGCUAAAGUAAAUAUGGCAAUUCUAUUACCUUUAUAUUUUAGUUCUUGAACCUUGUAAAUAACAGUAAGCAUCAGUUUUGUAGGUUGCAUUAAAAAUUUAUCAAGGAGAGAAAGAAGCUGAAAUUACUUCAGAUUAAUUAUCUGGUGUGCGUUUUCCUCAAGAUUAUCCCAACAGCAGCUGGUGAAAAUAGCAUUUGAGGACAAAAGAAAGAACAUAGUCUCUUAAGUUUUAUAGCUAGUGACAGUUGCUUUGUCUGGGUAUUCGUCAAAGGGCAGCCAAGUGUCAGAAUAAUCCUCGAUUCCUAUCUUGAACUGAAGUAAUUUAAUACAUACCAUUUUCCCAUUGCUAAUGCUUCUCUCAAUUAUUUUUCUGACUGUUGUUUCUCUUUUGUGUGUAUUUAAUGGAGUUCCAGUUUCAAAUUAAUCUUAAAAGACAAAUAUCUUGUUAAUAUUUUAUGAAAGAAUUGCAGGCAGACAUAAUUGCCACUUUUGCUGCAAGAGGAUGGAACAAGAAAGUGGAGCUUAAUAUAAUUGUGAGAAGUGUAAGAGGUUUAAAAUCAGAAUGUUUUGCUGGCUAUGUUUGAAAGUAAUGCUAAACGAUCAUUUAGUGUAAAGUGAUCAAGCCACAGGCCGUACCUGCAAGGAAGAGAUUAGAUGUUUUAUCUUUCUUUUUUCAACUAAGCACAGUUUGUUCCUAUGCCUGAAUCUGGACAAGCUGUGUUAAUGACAGGAAUAGCCAUUGAGAUGCCAUGCGGGUAUUGGACUACAACUUCCAUGUUGCUUGACCAUUGGAUAUGCUGGCUGGGGUUGAUGGGAGUUGAUGUCAAACAUCUGGAGAAUGCACAUCAGCUACCCCUGGUUGGGAAACAGGCCAAUAUUAGAAAUCACUUGGCUUGUUUCCCUUGAGUUGAGACUAAACACAGUUUGUAUGGGUUUGGACAUAACAAACACAGCUGAUAUUGCAGCUCUUGUAAGGAGAGGGAGACUAAAGCAUAGCUUGUUAUUAUGCCUAAAUCCAAGAAUUGUGGUGGACAAGUUCUCAGUUUUGAAAAAAAUGAGUAUGAAAAACCAGAAAUUAAAUGUUUUAACUAGAAGCAGGGAUAUAUCUGAGAUAAAUGCUGGAUAUAAUCUUAACUGGGAAAUGAUGCUUCAGAGAUGAAAUAACUAAAGCGAAAUGAAAGAAAACAGGCUCGGAGAUCUAGUCAGAUAAAUACAGUUGGCAACGCAAAUGUUCUGAACCAUCUGUUGUCCUUGAGAGGACAAAUCGUAAAUUUACUGAAUGAGGUUUCAUUUUCACUGUGGUUUCUCAGUUGAGUAGACCUAGCCAAAACUUAUAUUUAGAGGUGAAGUGUUAUCUAAACUUGGGUGUAGCAAUGCUUUUUUGUUGUUUUUUUGUUUUAAAAAAGCUUUUGCAACGACGUGGAAAAUGUGCUGCCUUCUGAGGGGGUUAGUUUGUGUUGAAAGACUCUUCCACAAUAUCUUGCUGCCUGUCAUUUUCAAAGCCUUGUUCAUGGCAAGUAGCAACAGAAUGCCAGGAGCUGAAAGGGCUCUUCUACUUGACCAGCUCCUUGACCCAUGACUUACAUGCUUUGUUGUGGCUGUUAACUGCUUUUCUUCAGUGCCAAUUUGAUUUCUGUUGCAAUGUUUCCACUUUGAGUCUCUUGUCCCAUCCCCCAUCCUGUCGCUCCCCUCCCCCUCCCAUUGUAAAUAAGUCCUUCUAGCCAGUACGAUUACUGGUAGUAAUCGUCCACUUUUUACAGCACUGGUGAAUUUCUAAGAUUGCAGUCUUUCUAAGUGCAGCUCAGAUUGUCUGGUUUUUAUACUCUGUUUUAAAGAUAACAUGUUUGGGAGUGUGUGUGUGUAUUUGUCUUUUAAAGAGGUAUACUCUUGCGCAGCUGAUUUAUACUGCUCUUCUCUCUCCUAUUUUAAAAUAUACCUUAGCAGUGUCGAUUAGAAUUCUAGUUAAAAAGGUUGAGAUUACUACUUGGCUUCGUCCCAAAGUCCUAAAAGAAGGUACUGUACAUUUUAAGGAUAACUUAGGGUGUUAUGUUCCAUACUGCCUUUAAACACAGGCUGUAUACAAGGAGAGUCAUAGUGUCACCAUCUGGAUGUCAUGGCAGAACGUUCAGUGUGACAUGAAUAAGCCAAGGUGAACUUCAAGCCCUCUCCUUUUCAGCAUGACCACAAAGAUGAGUUUGGAACCUUUUUAUUACUGCUCAGUUAAUGACCGAUAAUGUCUUUGGCUGCAGACAUUGGGUUGCUAAAGGGUUCACUGGAUGGCAUUGAACAAAUUACUUAUCACAUAGCCUUUCCUAUUUUAUGUGGGAUAAUAUCCACAUACCCUGAAUUCCUUGAAGAGUGAACAAAAUACAAGUGUGACAAAAACAAAUUAAGAAGUGGACACAACUGCAAAGCAAAAACAUUUGAAGGAAUUUGAAGGAAUAUCUAAUUUCUAAUGCAUCCUUAAGAAAGUUGCAAGUUUUAAGAAUGCUAUUAUCAUGUGUUCCCAUCUGGUGGUGCUGAUUACAAAUAUGAGAGCUGCUACUGGUUUUGAGUUCCCUCUGACAAUAUAGCUUCCAAAGAAUAUACUAGCGCUCUGACAUGCAAAAUCACCUGUGGUCAGAUCCACCUCUUAAACUGUAGCUCUGACCAUGAGUAAGAUGUGUGUCACAGUAGUUCUUCAGACAGUUACACAUGAACAGCAAAUGAAGAGGUAAAACUGUUCCACCUUCAGACUGCAGAUGGAGCAACUGCAUUUGUUUGGUGUUGUGUGGAUAGAGCAAUGGACUUGGCCCAGUGAGAUUUAUGUUAAGAUCUUUAUUUAAGUCAUGAAGCUCACUUGAGUGACUUUGGCCCAAUCACUCUCAGUCUACCCAAUUUCAUAAUGGCCUGGUUGGAACAUAAUGUGAAGACAUGGUUGGUUUAGCCAAGUUGUGGUUUGUUUAAAUGUCUGAACCCACCAUGGUUUGUUUUCUGGAAGCAAACUAUGCGUUUUUUUGCUGGCUUGCUAAUCAUCGCUUGUUUUAACUGUGAACCCAACAGCUAUUUUCAUGGGCGUAGCCAGGAUUUGCUAUGUAUUUUUUUUGAUUGGGGGGCAGCUGCCCCUCCCUGUCCCCCCAGGCUAUGCCCAUGGCUAUUUUACUAUAGUUUAUUGAUUUGGGGAGAGGGGGCUACCCUGCCUCAGAUUCUCACCAGGCUACAGAGGCAAGAACAGCUGGAAAAAGUUGAAAAUAAAGGAGAAGAUUGGAAGUGAGGUAACAGAAUUCCAGCCUUUCUUUUCCCCCUAAUGUGGUAGUUAGCAUUCCCUGUGUAUGGUUUUUUUCAUGGUAGAUUGGUCAAGAAUAUGCCCCCACCACACUAAAAUCCGCAUCUGUACUCCUAUACCUGAGAAGCAGUUUACAGUUGCUGUUUCUGUGUAGAUUAGGCCAUAAUGAAGUUGUUUGUGAUGAUAUUAGGUUCUCUCUUCCUGUGGAUAAUAGAUGAUAUUCAGUGUUAGUCAUUGACUAUUACCAUUGAAAUCAAUUAGUCUACUAAUUUCAAUGCGUCUACUCUUGAGCAUAACUUACUUGGAUAUCACCCAGUAACAUUAGAAGCAACUGCAUAGCAUUCAACUCUCCCUGUAGCUAGUUUUCUUAGGGCAUGUCCUUUGUGUUUAGAUCUAUCAGAUGCUACCUGUAAGUUGUUGUGCAUUGUUAUAGACCCCAAUCUCUGCUGAGUGGCAGCAAAUUCCAGGGGUCUUGGCACUUAACCAGGGUUUGUGUUCUUUUGGAAUGAGGCACAGCAGACACUGUCGUGUCUUUAAGAAAUAUGGUUUAUUUACACAUAUUUACAGCUGAGUUUUCAGUGGAGGGGGUGCAGAACAUUACACCCCAUUAGUGUCUCUUGUUGUUCCCCUCAUAGCUUCAGCAAGCUUGCGGCCAGAGCAAAGCCAGUCAUGCUCCCCAGUUUUUCAGUGCAGCCUCUCCCAGCCUGUAUGCAUGGAGUUCUGGCCCCUUCCUCAUUCUUCCCCAAAAUCCUCCAAAUGCAACUCAGGCUGUGUGUAAAAAGGGCAUUCUUUUUUCCUGUGGUGACAUCACACCUUCCCUAACCCUAGCAAUUUCUCCCUCCCAACUCUGCUAUUGUCUCUUGCUUACACACAGCUGGGGGAGGAACUCCCCCCCCUUGACUGACACUGAAGGCCGAUAUCUUUUGUCAAGGCAAUGGCCCUUCUCUCACCUGUCUUUGUUCUUUGAUGGCACCUCUGUCAACUGAUCUCCUUAAACAGAAGAACUGGCUCAGCCUGUAUUUUUACACUGUGCCUGGCAUCUUCCCUUAGUACUCCAAAUAUUAGCUAAAGCCUACAAUUUACUAAAUUAAAAAUUUAGGGGGAGCCCCAUAAAAAACCCCCAUAAUGGUAUCUAUCAGAAAUUGAAUAUCUGGUCUAGCAGUGGGGGGAAAGAUGCUCUGUCGUGACAUUUUGAUAAUCAGUCCCUCUAUAUCCAACGUUCAUGUUGUAAGUGCCAUUGAUUAUGUCGCCAAAACAGUACCACCUGUGCAAAUGGAAAGCCCCAAGGCUUGUACAAGUAGAGGGGGGGAAAAAACCUACGGGGGAUUUGUUGUUGUUGUUGAGAUAUUUCACACAAGAUGAAAAAGACGCUUUCAUAUUUAGCAUAAGGGUUCAUAGUUGUUUUUAGGUUUUUCAAGCUUAGUUUAAUAUUACAGAAUUUUAUAUUGUUUACUGUCUUGGAUGAAUUUGCUGUGUGGGGUGAUUGCCCAAGAUGUUGAAAUGUGGGCACAUAAAGUAAUAGUGCACAGGUCCCAGAAGUUGAGUAAGAGUGUGCUGAUUUCUACAUCGACACUGGCAUCUGUCCUAACAGCAGUUCUGUCACUUGUUUAGCCAAUAGGUGUUCUUUUUAGUUUAGUACAUUUUUAUAACUUUAGCAGUAGGAUUUUGAAUACCAAACAAUUUCACCUGUUCUUUGAGUAGAUUAUAAGAAUGCUAGAGGAAUGUUUUUGACUUGCUUUUUGCAGUAAGUUGUGCUACUCAUGUUGUCUUUAUCUUACCACUAAGCAGAGUACUGAUAAAGAAACAUGCAUUGCAAACAACGUCAGUAGGAGCACAAAAACAAUUCUGUCUUUCAUCUCCAUUUCGUAGCAUAAAAAUGGUUGGCCUUUUCUACCCUAUGCUUAAGGAAAAAAACCCAACUAUACUAUGGAAACCAUUAAAAUUUCAUUUGGUAGGAUAUGCAAAGUGGCAAUAUAGAUUUAUAAAGUUGCAGGUAAAAUAUGAGUUUGUAGUGGCAAAAACAAAGGCUGCAGCUCAAAACAGUGUUAAAAAAGCAAGAGCAGUGUGGCACCUUCCAAAAUAACAAAUUUAUUGUGGCAUGUGGACCAGAGCCUACUUUAUAUGGCUGAAAUGCCAUUUUCUGUUGGUAGGUAUAAUACACAUGGAAAUGAAAUGUAAAAAAAGAAAUGUGAUAAUUAUGUUAAAGCUGAAAUAGAUGCAAAAUUAGCACAGUGACUACUGCACAGCAGCAUGAAAUGCUACCUCAAACACCUCAGCAUUGCUUGGGUUAAUUAACACCUGUAACAGUGUUUGUAUUAGGAUGUUUGUGUUACUAUGGGAGCUCCUGUAGAAGAGUUUUGCUUCAGGGUAACAACUUACAAAGAAUAUGCCCAGAACUGUCUCUCCAUUGAAAUUAAUUGUGAAGCUCUGUGUGCACACUCAAGCCCCCCACCCCCACCCCUGAUAGUGAUUAAUAUAUGGCACGCAUACACGGAGUUGCAAAAUGCCACUGGAUCAGGUGAAUAAUGAUUUGACAAGCAACUCUCUUGGAGGUAGUGUUGCAUGCCAUUUGCUCUGCUAAAUCGCUGUGUAAAUACACUUAAUCUGUUCCACGGUCACCUGACUUAAUGAACAGCUAAGAUAUGCCCAAUAAGAUAAAUAGUCACUUUUGUAGUAUGGCAGUUUGGUUACUAAUAAGAAAAACAGGUGCUUUGUAUUUGUAUAGCUCUUCACACAUGCUGUCUUGAUAGUCCUUAAAACAACUCUGUAAGGUACCUACCAGACAGGGUUGGCCCAAGCAGUUUUGCUGAUUUUGAGGCAGGCCAUGUCACCACCAUUUGCUACAGCCACUGACAAGUUUCGUGAGACUUCAUCCAGCCCAGAGACACAGUAUCAUGAGGCUUGGUCAGCUGAGUUUUCUGGGAGACCUGUAUAAGGCUUCUUUCCUCUGUUGUCUGACCUUAGUCAAGACUGUACUCUUUAAGUGUGGCAGGAGGUCCACUUCAAUCUGAAGAGUAAUUAAGCACCUGAGGUGUUUCAUGGCCCAGUCAGUAGAGUUCUGGCCUGGUCAUGGAGCACCCACCAGGUAGCUGGUGGCAAAGGCUUAAGUGGUGUGGGAGCCACCCAGCCAAUCCAUAGUGAUGUACUCUUUCUGCUGUGAUUAAGUUGAUGACGAUGAUUCAUUUUGUUUCUAUACUGCUUUAUAUUUUUAAGGAAAUAAAACACCUCAAAGUGAUUUACAAACCUGCAUUAAAACCUCAAAUAAAGCAAUCCAGAAUAAAACAUUACUGAAGAAGGCGAAAUAUAAUGCAUACAUUCAAAGCAACAGAAUGAACAGGAAACUAAAAUAUUAUCUUAAAAGAUUCCAAAAUAAAACAUUGCAAAGGAGAUCAACUACAGAUUGCGCAUGUACUGUUAACACAUUUUUUAAAUCUUAAACAUUUCAAGAGAAAACAUUACUAAAGGAAUUCAAAUGUAAAAUGCACAUUUAAAACAGCAUAAUUAGCAAGACAAUACAAUAUUAUCUUAAGCAUAGGACAUUGCUGCUGCUGCUGCUGCUGCUGCUGCUACCAAUCCUGCCUAGGGUGGUUCACGGCAGGUGGCAGCUGCGGAAGCUCAGACUCAGUGACCUGGAUCUGUACUAAGAGGCAGCCAAGAUGAUCUCUGGCUUCUUCAGCAGCUUCAGCUUUUGUAGUUGGGAGUCAGGGCCCCACCCUGUCAGGCCUGAUGGAAAAAUGCAAGGCAAGGGAGCAGGUCUUCCAGGUCUCAAAGCCAAUAUGAAUGGCUCCGUCUGGUUUCUAAUAGGGCCAGGCUGCAUUCCGGAUGGGAUCCUGAGAAUGAGAGUCUAAGGCCACCCAGUGUUCUGUUCAUGGCUGACUUGAUAUCUAUAACAUUUAUUCCCCUUCCCCACACAAAUAUCAUACUCUCAACCACAUGUAUCACUCUUAUUUCCUGUUUUUAAAAAAGAUUCACGCUGAAGACUCUUGAGAUCAUUACGCUGCUCCAGAACGUAACAUUUUAUGUUGUUCUUUUUAUUCUGUACAAAUCAGUUGUGAUUGAAUUUUUACUCUUGCAUGACAUGCAAAAUUGCAUGCUGUUUUCUGAUGGAGCUGAGAUAUGUCAAAUGAAAUGUAUAAACCAUAUGAGAAUUUGCAAGUUCACAAGACUUGGCUUUACAUUUUUCAGGCUUUGUUUAGCUUCCCAUUUGGCUGUUUUCCCUUUUUUAGGAUGGAAUCGGGGGAAGGGAAGCAAUUUACUUCUUCAUGCUAGUAUAUAUCACAUGCACUGGAAAGUAUUGCAUAUCCUUCAGGGUCUAUCAGGUCGUAGCUGUAUCCUACUAUUUCCUGAAUCUGUAUUAUUUCACUUAUGAAGAAAACGGAAAGACCCAAAAUAUGGUUUUAAUUGACAACUAACAGGAGAGUUUAUACUGAUAUGUUAUUAUCAGAAUGUGGAUACUGUAUUAAUAAUUAAACUGAUCUAGCUGACUUUGCAAUUCCAGAUAUCUUAGGCUAUGUAAUGUUUCAUGGCCUAGUUUAAACUGGUUCUGAAAAGACUGAAAUAGGGAUAGCAUCAGUAGAUACAUUCACACAAAAACAGGUAGCUGGAUGUAAUGACAUUUUAAACAAGUGUGUUAACUUCCUAUUACUUUGAAACUACCUUGCAUUUCCUUUCAGCCUCCCAAUUUCUGUUGAGAAAUGAGGUAACUACUUCUGGUUGGAUGUAAUAGCCUUUUUAUCAAGUGUGCUAACUUCCUAUUACCAUGCCACUACAUUGCACUUCUUUCUGUAUCCCAGUUUCUGUUGGGAGAUGAGAUUCUAAGUUCACACCACACUGCUGUAAUAAACACAUAUACAAGAAGGUGAAAUAUUAGAGUUCUGGCUUGAAAAUAUUUAAGCACAAUGAGCCUUAAGGUCAAUACAAGCCCUAAUUAAUCUAAACCCAACAACAUGCAAUUAUGCUAAUGCAAUGUAUUUUUAACUCUUCUGUUACUUUCCUAUGGCUUUGUAUUCAUUUCACUACUAGUAUGAUAGUAACUAGGGAAAUAUUUUCAUGGGCACCUAUUGACAUUACUUUUUGGCUCUUUUUCACUAUGCCUAUAGUGCUUAAAAGUACAAACAAGGAGUGCUUCCACAUUAGCCCUUUAUUCAUUAUUAGGUCACUCGGGGUUUUUUUUGCGAACAAUCCAGGUGACAUUCUCCUGAAACAGUUCAUUUCCUAUCCUGACCCAUUCAUUCAUGUUCUGCUUAUUCCAUCCUUCGUUUUUUGUGUGUUUGUCUAUUACAUUUAAAAUGCAUUUCCGUGCCAGCGUCUUCAUCGCCAUCUCUCUCUACUCUUCGAUGAGUAAAACUGAUAAAGUGUCUGUAGGUUUGGGUACUCUUGUCAGUUAUCUCACAUGCCCUGUCCAUCUUGUUUUUUAAAACACAUUUCUAUAUGCACCACUGCUGCCGGGCGUAAGUGCAUAGUAUGGUUUUAUUCAUAAGCAUCUUCCGCAGAGCAGCAGCAGCAGUGUUGCAGAUAGUGAGAAAGUGGUGGCCAGAUCUUGUGAGAGAAGGCAAAAGAGCUGCUUGAUCCCUUCCCCCUCAGCCCUGCAGCACUCUCAGCUGCCUGCUGCCAGAGCAGUGCGUCUGCAAGAUCCUUUUGUCUGCCUGCUUGUCACCUUAUGCUGCCAAGGGGAGAGAGUCUGAGAAGGAGGGAUGGGCAUGGCAAUAAAGCAUACCUAGAGCCAGGAGGGUGGAGGAAACUUGGGCAGCUGCUGUUGUGGGAGUGGCAACUCAGCAGGCAAGUGUGUCCAGAACAGGAAUGGUACUUCCUUCUAUAGACGCUGGCCAUUUUGCUCAGUUGCAUUACAGGGGAGCUCUUUCCCUCCUGCUGCAUCUCAGAAAAUCAACCCACCCCCCCUCUGACAUCCUUCUAGUGCCCCCACCCAUUUAGAUGGUCCCCCUCACUUGAAUCCGGCCCUCAUUUCCGGCUUAUUUCCAUCUUCCAGAUGAUGAGAAAGUUCUAGCACAGGGCUAGCACUUAAUACUGGUGCUGGAUGAGACUCUUGAGAGUCCCAUGGACUGCAAGAAGAUCAAACCUAUUCAUUCUUAAGGAAAUCAGCCCUGAGCGCUCACUGGAAGGACAGAUCCUGAAGCUGAGGCUCCAAUACUUUGGCCACCUCACGAGAAGAGAAGGCUCCCUGGAAAGACCUUGAUGUUGGGAAAGAUUGAGGGCACAAGCAGAAGGGGACAACAGAGGACGAGAUGGUUGGAUAGUGUUCUCGAAGCUAUCAGCAUGAGUUUGACCAAACUGCGGGAGGCAGUGGAAGACAGGAGUGCGUGGCGUGCUCUGGUCCAUGGGGUCACGAAGAGUCGGACACGACUAAACAACAACACCAACAAGCACUUAAUACACAGCAUUAACAAAAGCUUUGGCAUCCCCGCCCCCCAGAAGCACCCUGUUUGAUAUUAGACUACAUUGUGCCUAUGCACAAUGGCUAAUCAGAGUUAUGCAAGACUAGUCUUCCAACUGACAUGUACAUAUUGGAACAGAGGUCUGCAUGCAUGAAUUGGAGGCUAACACAUAUUUGGUUAUAAAAUCUAACAUCAGGGCAAGGCAGUAUAAAUUGCAUGGAUUGAGACCACAGGAACUUGGGUCUACACAUGUAAGUCUCUGUUAAAACAUGACAUCUACCACACAAUUUGCUCUGGGGGUUGCAGAAUGCGGGUAAGCUCGUUAGAUCCUGAUCUCUUACUACAUGUUGGCACUACGAGAGGCUAUGCUAAACACUAUGUUGUUUAGAUUUCAUUAUCACCUAAUGUUCAUAAAUGUAUGUCAAGUAUAUUAGGUGCUAUAUGCAGAUAAAAGUAAAUGAGCAUGUGCCCUUAGACUCACAAAACCUGCCCAUUAUUCAAUACUCAAGAUGCUCCCCUCCCUAAGUACAGUUGAAAUUGCCAGAUCUUAUGCAUGCAGAUCUCCUGUAUUUGCUCUCCUGUUCACUCAUGAAGCGGAAUAAGUAAGCCUUAUCCCUAAUGAACUAUAUGACACCUGGAAAAACAGUGGAGGUUACUUUGAAGAUUGGAGCUAAAGUGCCUUUCUGUCUGCUUAUGGGUUUUUUUUCUUCAGAGGCAACAUGUUCUCUUUCAUGUUUUGUAGUAAACUAAAUGGUUCUUGUUUGUGGCCAUAUCUGAAUAUAAUGGUCUGCUACCAGAGGAGAUACAUGGGAAACAGCUGUACUUGUCACUUUAAAUGUCAUGAAAUAUAAGCACAGGAAGAACUAGUUCUCUGUCCAUUUUUCUUGAUCUGGACAAAUGGUUCCUAAAACCACAUUUUCAGUGUUUUGUUUUUUAACAAACAAUGGCUUGACAAGAUGACAGAGGUUUUGUUGAGCUCAAUUUUGAUGUUAACACAGUUCCGCUUUUCUCUGAUGAGCACCUUUAUUGGGGUGGGAUGGGGGAGUAUUAGCCAGAGCAUGAGAUGCUGGCCAGCAAGGUGUCACUGGUGUUUGUGACUUUUUCCAGUGCUGAUUUGGUACUUAUCAAGAGUUGAGGUUGUGCAGUGCAGUGCAUGUUAUGGUUAUGUAGUUGAGAGUGGAUGGAUGGAUGGAAAUAGUUUCAUAUUUUCCAGGGUGAAAGCCUGCCGUGGUAUAGAAUUCAGCCCCUCUCAAGUGAGAGAAGGGAAGGAGAGUAUUUGAUGGUACCGGGGAUGUGGGACACGAGGCCAGUGCUACUUUAGAGUUUGGGAGAGUAACGUAUAUGCUUGGCAGCAAUCCUUUUUUUUUUUAAAUCAUAUUUAUUAAAGUUUCCAAAAAUAUAAAAAUACAAAGAAAAAAAAGAAAAAGAAAAAAAGAUAUUUAAAAACCUUACUUUCAUUGCCUACUUUCUGGGACUCCCCCCCUCCCCCGACUGUAUUCCCUUUCCUUAAUUUAGUUCUACAAGCUCUCACUCCCAAUUUGAAGCUUAAUUUGUUUAACCCACUAUCCAAAUUGAAUUGUACAAAUCUUACCACCGUCCCACAUCAUUAACAAGAAAAGAAAAAGAUUUUCCCCAAGAUCCACCCCAGUUCCUUCCACGAAUUCCCUUUUUUAAACACGUCCAAUCAAAAUAAAAUGACAUGCGUAAGUUAUGUAAAAAAAUAAACACUAACAGAUCUAGAAAAAUUCAAAAGAUGGUUACACAGCCUUUGGAUUUCAAAUCUCCCCCCCCCCUUCCCCGGUUUGAAUUCCCCAUAUCCAUCAGUCUGUGCAUUAUCAGCUUGGAAGUCUCAAUUCAUGACCAAAUUUCUCCCCGAUUCCAUCUUGCCGGUUUUCUUUUAAUUUAUUAAUAAUAUGUAACUUCAAGUGUCCAAUCUAACAAAGGCCUUUAAUUUCCUUGAUCUUUACCACUCCUCCCGUUGUUCUUUCCGUGUCGUAAUCAGUCCUUUGUUCUUCUUUUCCUCACUUUCUCAGGUUUCUUGUCCUGUUCAGCUGCUAAAACUUUCUAAUUCAGAAAUCUGAUAUCUCUGCAGAGGUUUGUUAUUCAGGAACAAAAACUUACGUCCAGUCCCUUCCUUUCUUCAAUAGAAAAUUCUAUUGUCUCCUUUAAUGUAAAUACCUCUGUAGACAAAAUACUAUUUCAGUUUUGCAGCUUUCCCAAAAGAUAACAAGUCCUGUGCGAAUCCCAGAGUAUUUUUCCACUUACGACCGUUCUUGUAAUAUCCCGAAACCCCUCUAGGGGGAUUGUAAUAACUUUGCGUCCUCUAAUCCAAAAUUCAAAUUGUUGCUUAUUUUCCAACAAUUUAUAUCCAUAUUAUAGCAAAUUGUAGCAAAAUUAACCGGCAAAGUCCUCAUAACAAAGUCCUCUUUAUAUUCUCCAACUUUGACAGCCACUUUGACAGCUGUCAAAGUCUCCGUCUCUCUUCACCAGGCUCCACGAAUCGCCCCGGUUCCCAGGGGGUUGCAUUUUCUUCUCACCCUCCACUCUUCUCCUCCAGCACAGUUCUUAUAAUUUCCCAUCGUGAAAUUAAUGGUUUUUAUCAAGAAUAUACUUCCCUUUGGACCUUGGUUGCCCAGUCCUUGUUUUGGAAUGCUUACAGUAGGGGGAUUGACUUCCUUUUAAAUCGCCCCGCUCGUGCCAAAUCCGAAAUUUUGAACCCGGUUUCCCAAUUACUCACGGGUUGUUGUUAAUAGUCCAAAUUUUCAAUGGAAGAAGUCAGCGCUCUCCGUCGAAUGGCAUGCGGCUGCGCUCGGCAGGGAAAGCAGAAGACUCAAAGCACCACGCCGCUCCCCGGCACCCGAUCCGAAGCCUUUAAAAAGGCUCCUUCACGAGUCGGGAGGGCGCUAAUGGUGCAAGCCGAGUCACCCAUGUCCACGGACUCCGUGCCCGUGGUUUUUAAGGGUCCCCGCGUCGCCGGCGCGGUAGGACCCAGCCCCUGCCGAGCAGACUCCCUCCGGAGCUCGGAGGGAGUCCGCCAUUUGGCGAUGGCGCCAACCCGGAAGCCCCUGCUUGGCAGCAAUCCUUGACUGUGGGUUGUCAUAUGGUUUAGAGCAGACAUGUCCAAAAUCCAUUUCAGGGGCCUAAUCUGGCCUGCCGGUUGGUUUAAUCCGGCCCCUGUGGCAGUUUAUUUCCUGGGGUAAAAUCCCCCCCAAAAAACACAACAACAAAAAGGUCAACAACUUCAAUCCUAAAAAAAAGGUCAACAACUUUGGUUGGACCUUUGGUCGGCCCUCACAGCCCUUCACUUCAUCAAAUCUGGCUCUCUGGUUUAGAGAGUGGUGUAGAUCCAUGUGGUUGGUUGAUGGAGAUGUUUGAGGUCUUGAAUGAUUAUACUAGUUGUGUGGAAUGGAGCAUGAAUGAGAUGGGUCAAGUUGGUUAUAUGAAUGAGUGAAUGAAUGAUGUGUGUUGUUUUGAAGGUAGUUUCACAUUAUACUGCCUUGUACUGCUCUUAGACUUUUAUCAAUAUUGUUUUUAGGUAAUUUGAUAUUGUUUAUGUAUUCAUGUUUUUAUGGUACUUAUGUGGUUUUGAUGGUACUUGCUGUGUUUAGAUGUAUAUUUAUGUAUUUUAAUCCAGUGUAAACCAUUUCAAGAUAUUCAGAUAGUAAGUGGUCUGUAAAUGGAACCAAUCCAUAAAUAAAUAAAACAAAGUCAGGGUCGUGUAGUGGUUAAAGUGAUGGCCUAAGACUUGAGAGACUCUCCACUCUGCCAUGAAGCUCACUAGGUGACCUUGGGCCAGCCAGUGUCAAUCAGUCUAACCCACCUCACAGGGCUGUUGUGAGGAAAAGCUAGGGAGAGGGAGAACCAUGUGUAUCACCUUGACCUCCUUGGAUAAGAAGUGGAGAAGAAAUGCAUAAACAAACACGCUAACUAACUAACUAUGAAGUCAUGUUUCCAUGCAGUGUUGCUGUUUGGCAUCUAUUGAAAUCAAUGUAGCUGCAGGCUUGUGUGUAUGGAAUAGGCCUUGUGUUCAUGGGAGUGAACUGGGAAAAAUCACAAACCUAGGCAUGCAAUAACAUGUGCUUUUCUUUGGCAUUGCGCCUAUGAUGAUUAAAACUAGGUUCAAGCUCCUGUGUAAGUUUUUGGGUAAACUCUGUGCUUUUUUAAAGUGCGUUUUUUUAAAAACCUGAAAUGUAAAACCUCUGAGAACUUGGCAAGAAAGAUUUCCCCACUGCAGAUAAAAAUAAGCAAACAAAUAUGUGUAUUGCUGCUUGGUUUUUUUAAAAAAAGAUUUUAUUUAUCAACAUUUUAGAAAGCAAAGAACCUGUUAGACCAUAAAAUAGUUUGGGGGAGCAUAUGUAAUUGCUUCAUGUAUAUAUUUGUGAGAAUCUUAUUUUAGAAACUAGUGCAACCCUAUGCAUGUUUACUCUGAAGUAAGUACCAUAUACAGUAGGGCUUACCCCAGGGAAGUGUCCAUAGGAUCACAGAUUUCGGCUCUUUUACAAUAAUUCAUAUUAGGAAUAAAAGCUUUGAGCAACAAAAGAGGGAGGAACACAAACUUGCAGGUGGUCUGGAAAGGUGUGCCAAGUUGGCCGGGUAGAAAGUCAAGGGAGCAUAUUGAAUUAUGUGAGGCUCUGAAGCUCCACUGCUGAUUUUAAUUAUAAGGCUUUUAAAUUACCAUAUUUUUCGCACCAUAGGACACACCGGACAAUAGGACGCACUUUGUUUUAGAGGGGGGAGAACAAGAAAAAAAAUUUCCCCCCUCUCUGCCCAGCGCCCCUUCAGUGAAGCAGCAGGAGGCGCUGCACAGAGAGGGGGAGAAUUUUCCCGCUCUAAAACAAGGUGCCGUUUAAGGUGCGUUCAGGCGGCUACCUUGGAAGCCUGGAGAGCACGAGGGGUCGGUGUGCACUGACCCCUCUCGCUCUCCAGGCUUCAGGUUCCGUUUGACCUGCUCUUUGGGGCUGGCGGGGAAGCCCACCACCAGCCCCAAAGAGCAGGUCAGGGAGCAGCGGAAAGGCGCAGCGGAGAGGCUCCUGCCAUAGCCGCGCGUCACCUCUCCAGCCGGGAGAGGGUCGCAGGGCUAUGGCUUCUUUAGCCCCGCGCGCGCUCUCCCGGCUGGGGAGGUGACGCGCGGCUAUAGAGGCUCCUGCCAUAGCCGCGCGUCACCUCUCCAGCUGGGAGAGGGUCGCGGGGCUAUGGCAUCUUAACCCCGCGCGUGCUCUCCCGGCUGCAGAGGUGACGCGGGGCUGUAGAGGCUCCUGCCAUAGCCGCGCGUCACCUCUCCAGCCGGGAGAGGGUCGCGGGGCUAUGGCAUCUUCGCUCCAUAGGACGCACACACAUUUCCCCUUCAUUUUUGAAGGGGAAAAAGUGCGUCCUAUAGAGCGAAAAAUACGGUAAGUCUUAACGUGCCAAUUGAUAAACUUUAUGCUCUGGUUUCUCCUCAGAUAGUACAAAUAUAUUUAUAACUAUUUUUCCAUGAGUAAAAUCCUGGUUCGUUGCUGACGUGUUUUGCUUUGUGAGCUUUAAUUCUCUGGGUUUCUCCCUACCAUUGCACCAAGGGAGGAGCAAAGUGGAAGCAAAUACGUUGUGUACUAGCAUGAUGCUUUUUCACACUGUGGGUUAAGUGAGCCAAACUUAUUGUUAUGUGCGGACCUGACCUUUAUCAGAGUUCAUUUCUUGUUAACCCGAGAGUGUCUAUAAGUGUCCUCUUGAUUUUGAACAAUGCCCACGAUGGUUAUCCACAGUUGUCAUGAGGCUAUUUAUGAACCAGGGGAGUUGUGUUUGAGGACUGUUGAUGUGGGAUCUCUUCCACAUCAUUUAUUUAUUUCUGACUAUUCUCUGCGGAAGGUGGGGGUUGUGCUGCUUUCUGUUCAGAAUACAUAUUUGGAUCUAUCCCUUAUAAAAAUUUGAAUACUAAAUGGCAACGGGAGGAUAAUACAACUUUCAGAAUCUGAUGUAAUUUUGUACAAAUUGUACAAAUGUUAAGCUGUUAUGAGGAGUAUAUCAAGUUUAUGGUAUUUUAUUGCUUAUAAUUGGAUUUCUCCCUUUCCCCUGUCCCAGUUGCUUAUGUUGUCCCUUAUUAAUUUGAUUUGGUUGUUACAGCCUUUUGCCUAAGUAUAUUAGCCCUCUUCAGACAUUCAGCCAAAGACAUGCCAUAAAUGGAAUAGAGGCAAGUGAUGUACGCACCAUCUCAGCCCACUUCAUCUGUAGGAAGGUCAGGAUGAAGCAGGCAGGGACAUUGGGACUGAGGGCAGUGCACCUGUACACACUAAUGCUCUCACACCUUCAGCUGAAUGCCUGAAUGGGACUGUUGUCAGGCCUGUAUUCCAGGUUUGUGCUUGCAGGUUUCUAGGAAUAAUUAAUUGUGCAUGUGUAUUCUUAAUACAGCGGUAGCUCUGGAUGCGAAUGGGAUCCAUUCCGGAGCCCCAUUCACAUCCUGAGUAGAAUGCAACCCGCGCGUGCGCAGGUCGCGAUUCACUGCUUCUGUGCAUGCGCGUGACGUCAUUUUGCGUGUCUGUGCAUGUGCUAGUGGCGAAACCCGGAAGUAAUGCAUUCCGUUACUUCCGGGUCGCCGCAGAGCAUAACCUGAAAACACUCAACCUGAAGCAUAUUUAACCUGAGGUAUGACUGUAUUUUAGAGUGAAGUUGCGUAAAUCAGUAACAGAUUUUGAUAGAGUUAAUUUUGAAUUGUGGCGUGGCAGUUAUGGUCUUGAUUUUCCUUGUAUUCUUAAAGGCAAAUCGAGCGAUGCCAGUACAGUCUACAUAUAAUCUGAGAUCUUGUGAAAAGGGAUAUGGUUUUAUAAUUACUGUUCUCUUCUUUUUCAGCUUCUCUGCGAAAAUGUCAAAUGGGAGGGUCCUUCAUUUUCACCCUUCAAUUCUCCAUUUUGGAAUGCAGUGAGUAUUUUGCAUACUUUUAUUCUGUAUCCCAGGAAAUUCUUUCCCCAGAAGAGUCUUUAAUUCCCUUCCAUUUUGCAUUGCAUACAAUGUUUCCACCCUCCUUUUCUGUGUCCGGUUCCUUGGCAGCUUAGAGUACAUAGUUCUUACUCAAGCAGGAUUGCAACACACAACUAAUAAUAAUAACACCACCUCCCCUUCACCAGUGGGCCCCAGGGCUGGUUGUUGCAAUAUAAAAUUCUGAAUUAAAAACAGUUAAAACAAGUUACAGCCACAGGAGUAGGAUGGGUCUUGAAAACAACCAUCUCGGGUGUCAAAGGGCAAGGUGUCUUCAGCAUUUGCUGAAAGAUGAAGGUGGUAGACAUGUCUCUGUGGGGGGAAUUUCACAACACCCUUUUCUGGGGGGGCCUUCCUUGUACUUCUGAGGAGGGCAGAACCAGCAAGAGGGGCCCACCUUCUGAUCUUAACACCCAGAGAAGGUCUGUAGAGAAGGAGGCAGUCUCUCAGAUUUUGGGGGCUAAAGUCCUAUAGGGCUUUACACACUAAACACCUUGAAUUGAGCCUGGAAAUGAACUGACAGCAAACAUAGCAGUUUUAGAACAACCGUAAGAGUUCUAAAGGCAGCCCUAGUCAGCAAUCUGACCACUGCAUUUUGAACCACUGCAUUCAGAGUUCUCUUCAAGAGCAGUCCUAUGUAGGGCACGUUGCAGUAAUCCAAUCUGGAAGUUACCAGAACAUGGAGUACCAUAGCCAAGUUAUCUCUGUCUAAAAGGGGCUGUAGCUGGUGAACCAGUUGGAAUUAGAAAUAGGCACUCCUAGCCAUCAAGGCAUCCUGGGCCUCAAGUGACAAUGUUGGACCCAGGAGUACCUGCAAGCUAUAACCAUGUUCUGCUGGUUCUCAUGAAAAGGGAACUCUGGAUGAGGAGGAGGUGGCUUUUGACUUGGAUUUGUUCAUGUCAUGCCAAACCACAUUGUGUCUGUAUCCCAAAGUUGGUUUAAAUUCCAAUGGGCCCAAGUUGUGGGGGUUUUUCUGAACACUUUAUGUUUGCAUGUGGUGUGGAAAACAUGACUGCAUUCUUUCCAUUGCCAAUAAUACUUCCCUUUCUUCUUUCCCUUAGGUUGCUGGGACUGCCUAAAGCUAAAAUGCUAUGUGCUUACAAUCCUAGUAAGGAUAAAGAUGUUAUAGUGAAUUCAAUGUUUACAGCUACUAGGCAUUUUCAUGUGUCUCCUGUUCAUAGCAGGGUGAGUGCUGAUGUACUUUUGGAAACUAUGCUAGGGCAGAGUGCCAGAGUUUCAUGCUUUCCUUGGCCCUAAAGCGUUAGCUAACUGGUCUUUCUUUCCUACUUUCCCAGCCAUCAGCUUGGUCUUCCCAUUUAUUUCUAUUAGGGCUGAGCUGAACAUUUUCCCAUACAUUUUCGGUGCCAAAAAAAAAAAGCCUUCUAUGUCCCUCAGAAGUAUCUAAUUUUCACUGUUGCUCGUUGCUUUUUCAGCCUCUGUUGCUUGUGGCUUCACCUGCAUUUGGAUUCCAAUACACUUAAAACUCAAUACAACCUUGUCAGUUGUCUUCUCUCCUCCAGCUCAAUCAUUCUCCGCCCUCCAAAUGACUCUUACUCCCUCAGAAGACUCUGCCCUUUCCCCCUUGUUACUCUCCUCUGCUAUAAGAAGCUUCUUGUUUUUAAUGAACUAGCUUUUAUUUUAUUUUCUAACAGUGGGUUAUUUUUUUUUACACAUGUAGCUUGUUUAAACUAUGAUUUGUUGAAACGAGCCAAGGUCAAACUGUGGUUGUUUCAACAAACAAUCGUUUAAACUUAUGAGAGUUCCCAAUUUGGAUGUAAUGAUAUGCUCCUUUAAAGUUUAUGUUUCCAAUUUCCUCCUUGUGCUCUGGAGCCAGAGGAGAGGGCUGAGGGGAAGCAUGCAAACCCAAGCUCAUUCAUAUCAUAGCUGUCAACCUUCCCAUUUUUUUUGCGGGAAAUUCCCUUAUUCCAGCGCCGUUUCCCACUGCUAUCCCGGAUUGUUAGAUAUCCCAUAGACUGUCCCCAGGACAGGUGAGGCUGCUGAUCCCUUAUUUUCAAAUCUGAAAGUUGACAGCUAUGAUUCAUAUCAUGCUAAACCAUGAUUGGGUUGGGUCCAGACUGUAUCUCUGUAAGUAAAGUGACUUGCAAUCCUGGUUUAAGUUAAAUAGUGGUGGCUCUAUAAGUUUGGAUGCAUUGGCAAGCUACUAUGGUUUGCUGCUAACCAUGAUUGAAAGCUUCUCAUUGUGGCGUGUAGGAAAAGGGAAGAGGGGGCAUAUGAGCCUGAGGUUCCUGGUUGUUACUGAUUAUAAUGCUAAGUCAUGUUUUAGUGCUGCAUUCGAAGCCAGCCUCUGUCUUAGCAUGCAGUCUCUCGAUAGCUGCCCCUCCUUGUUUCUUAUUGCUCUUCAGACUACAUAUAGGAAGGUGAAGGGGAGCAUGGCAGCUAUGGACCACUGUCAAUAUAUUUAGUCUAGUGGGGCAAGGGGUGGGUGGUGACCCACUUUUUAAAAUUUACAAGUCUGUAAUAAAAUUAAUGCAAUUAAUUCUAUUGAACACCAGAUACUUUUAUUUUAUCUGUAGGUGAUUCCAGCAAUGGGAAAAAAUUGUUUCAGAGUACUGUUUCUUCCAUUAGAAGAAGGCAGUUUUGAAAGUACAUUAUUUAUAAAUACCUCAUCUCAUGGAAUAUUUUCAUAUCAGGUAAUCUUUUGUUCAUCAGCUUGAGAUUUAGAAGGUAAUUUGUUUUUCAAAUGACAUAAUAGUGGGCAAAACCAGGAAACAUUGCCAGCAGUUCUUGGUCAUGAAUAAAUAAUACUUGCAGAGAACAUUAUGAUUUCCAAGGGACUGAAGCUUUAAGGGGUCUGUUCCUCUGGUCCCAAAUGGCUUUAAAAUUUUCUACAUUUGUGUUGGAGAAGAAACAAGCGGGCGACUUUCCCCUCUGGUAGUUGAAGACAACCAUCCUGUAGGUACAUUUUCAAGUAAGCCUUUCUAACCAGGAAAAAAAAUAAGAUUUGUAUUCCAUGUUAAGCAUUACAAAUAAUUAAAUACAGUAGUUCUAAAAGUAUAUGUAGCCCUGCUUGGCCACGAUUUAUUUGCUCCUACACAAAAAAGUGUAGAGACAUCCAGAAAAUCCUUGUUAUACAGAUUAUACAAGGAAUUAUGCCUCAGUUUUGUAACUGAAGGUCUUCCUAUGCUGUACCUCAGUAGGUUGGAGAACUAAGGGAAUGCUGCCAUUGUCUAUGCGGUGACAUCUGGAUCUUAUAGCACAUAUCGCUUGCUGGAGCCAGGAUGACUGCAGUGUACUACACAAAGCCUUCCUGCUCCUUCCAAACCUUGGAUGUGGCAUGAUGAGUUAAAGACUCCUCAGUUGAAGCAGAGGCAGGGUGUCUGUGCCUUUGCUCAUUGUCCCUGUGCAGUAAGGGCUGCAUUGUAUUUGAAUGGCAGUUGUUGAGCAGCACAAGCAGGAAACUGCUAUUGCACAUGUGUCAUUUCUUGCACGUUUCCCAUAUAUAUUUUAUUGACCAUGCAAGAGGACAUAAUGUGACUAGAUGGACCUUUGGCUUGAACCAGCAGGGCUCUUGGCAUUCACUAUGAUCUCAAACUUUGCAUGCAAAAUUUGGUGUUGUACACCAGUUUCCAUUGUGCAUGUGUAUAUAAGACAGUUUGGGAUCUUCGUUCAUUAUCUACUUACUAAAUUUGUAUCCCGCCCUAUGCCCGCAGGUCUCGGGGCGGUUGCAACAUAAAAUCACAAUAUAAAAACAUAAAAUGCAUAAUAAAAAUAAAACCAACCCAAUAAAUACACACACCCAUAAAUACACACACCCUUCAGUUGCAUUCACUUCAAAGGGACUAGCAGAAGAGAAUUUUCUCAGUGAUCUGGAUUGUGUCACAGGUUUGCAUACACUCUACCUCUUGGAUCAAUAACACUUCAUUGAUAAACUGAAGAGAUCUGUAAGGAGUUCUAAAAAAACAGUUUACUGUGGAAUUUGUGAAUGAAAAUUUUAAAAUAACAGAAACAAAAGGUCAGUAACAUUUAACUGGGCUUUAAAAAGAAGAAAUAAAUAAUAUUUACUUGUGUAAAUUAAUAAUAUAAUAUAAUAUACUUUAAAAACUUGGGCCUUCAUCAUAAAAGUUUCUAAACAAUUACAUAUCUAGUACAAAAGUUUACUUCAUCUUUUCCUUAUGUAAAACUAUGUGCUAAAUGAAGUGCUUCAGAUGUUUGAAGUAUUAGAAAACUGCAGCUGAUACUCAGUUGCUCUUGUGACACCUGGUGUAGUUAUUAAUUUGAAUUGUUCAGGCAGCAAUACCCAAGACCCCCUUCUGUUUAUAGCCCCCUUGUCUGUUUAUAGCACCCAUCUCAUGAAUAAGUGCUAGAAAUACUUUCCCACAGCCUCACCCAACACUUGUGAAUAAACAUGCACUGAAAGUCAUGCAAAUAAUGCUGGAAGAGGUUCCUUCACAUCUGUCUGCUGUUCCCCUGUGAUCUUGCACCCACCUGCCCACCCACACUGCAUCUGCUAUGCCCAUUUUCCUUUUUUGCGUGUACUAAGGCAAAUGAAUGAGUUCUAGGCUUCAGAGAUUGUACAGUUGUAAAAAUAAAUAAAUUGCCAUGUUAAUUUUUGUGAAAUGGUGAUCUCUCUUGCAUUGUGUCUGAGGUGGCAAAGCCUCUGAUUCUUCUUGACUAAGUAACUGUGGCUACCCUGGAAUGUUCAUUUACUCUAGUAAAUUUCCUGCCACUGGUGCCUUUGCUCCUCUUGAUUCUCUUCAGUUGCCUUAGGAACCAAACAGUCCAGCUUCUGUGAGGGAAGGGGAAAUUGUCCAUUUGGUUUGGAUUAUUGCCGCAGAGAGAGAGAUAUAUACAUUUUUUUUGUUGCUUUCUCCAAGUCCUAUAUAGUUCAUAAGAGCUCAGGAGAGGGGAUUUUUGUGUAACACUUGUCAGAAAAGUGGACUUAUGGAACCACAAUCAUUAAUUUAAAAGUCUGUUCUGUCUUUGAUCUCCUUGCUUCAGUUUCAUAACUUGCACUGCGGAACCACUUCAGCAAGAAUUACUAGGAGAUUAUCUUCUUCCCUCUUCCUUAGAAAUCUCAUAUAGAAAGCCACUGCCCAAGUAAAAUACUAUAUAACCAUCUAAAUAGCAGAAACAAAUGUUAGUACACUUGUCAUUCAGUUUCCCCUCAGCAGCCUAUUUGGAGACUUCUGUCACAUUAUUCAUUGUGAAAGUCCUAUUCACAUUUUAAUGCAUCUUUUGCUAUUUGAUGCAUAAAAUGCCUAGAUUUGUUCUUACUCUUUUUAUGUUUAUCAGACCUGGCCCAGGUAGAUGAAAAGUGGUACUUUUAGGAAUGGCAUAUAAAAUUGUCUAAAAUGGUUCAAUAUGGUAGCUGUGGUCUGGACAUUUUUUUUUAGUUCAUGCUCAAACAGAAAUCGCCUUCACUCUGAAUUGACAUUGUGAUGUCACCACAUGCCAUAUCUUACUGACCACAUGGUAUUAAUAUAAUCACAUUGACUGUCAUCCCCAAUUGCCUGGAAUCACCUAGUGAAGCAGAACCUUUCCCCCAAUUUUUAAAAUAUUGCUGAAGAAGCAAUAAACAGGGGGAAAAUGUUGUAAACCAUUGUGCGGGGAGGCCUUGCACUCUGAAAAUGUUUUUAUAUAAGAACAUUUGGUGCAGCUGUGUUACUGAAUAAUUUCAAUAUAUUCUGCUAUUUUAGCACGUAACAUGCUAAAGCAUGUUAUUUUUGUUUGAAAAUAGUGAAUGUAAUGUACUGUUUUACACCAGGUCUUUGGAACAGGAACUUCAAGGACCAUUUCAGAAGACUCUAGAAAGCAACUAGCAAAUACUUAUUUACUGCUUCCACAUAUCAACAGUAUCCAGAUCUCACAGACACUGGUAUAGUAACUUUUUAAAAAAAUAAAUAAAUUAUAUUUUAGGGACCAUGUAAGGUUGCUUUGUUUUUCAAAAUGAACUGUACCUCAGCUUUCUGUUUAAUGUUAAUGGAAAUGAUACCAUGGGGUUUUAAGGGCUAUUGUUGUUUAUUCUUGGCAGAAUAUUGUAGUGGGGAGGGAGAUAGUAGUAUUGUUGACAGUAUCUCGCUCUGCAACAGUACAAAUGUAGGAAUAAUCAUUCCUGUGAGUUGCACAAUUGACAACUGACCACUGAAACCCCAGGUACUAUGCACACAUGUCCUUGUUUCAUUUCCUGCGUUGCCCUUUGCUGCUCUCCAGUACAGUUGUACCUCUAGUUGCGGACACGAUCCGUUCGCACCUCGAAAAGUCUGCCACUAGAGCUGCGCUUCUGCGCAAGCGUGGAGCAUUAUAGAGCGCUUCUGCGCAUGUGCGAAGCAUGCAGAACGCUUCUGCACAUGCACGCGGGGCGAAACCCGGACGUAUACACUUCUGGGUUUGCUGCGUUUGCAACCCGAAAAUCUGCAACAUGAAGCAAACACAACAAGAGGUAUGACUGUACACUAGAAGUAGCUGCUCUUUGGAAUAACAAUAUUUCUUACUUCUCAUUGCUGAUUAUAUAUAGAUUUGUACGCAAAUAAAAACCGCGCGCCAGGCAAUAUGUAUGGAAGUUACCUUCAUUCUUUGUGCCCUAUAACACACUCUAACCCCCAAAAUCUGUCCCACCAGCCCCAAAAGGUCGGUAAACCCUGAUGUGGACCAAACAGACAGGCUGUGUAGAGCAGAAGAGGCCAGGAUUUGAAUAAGCUCCUUUGUGUAUUCCAAAUCUAUGGCCACACACACAAUGUCUUGUGAUAAACCCUUGAGAAUAGAGUAUUUAAUUUCAGCAUCUUGGUUUUCUCUCCGGAUCAAUCUCUACCUGCUCCCCACCCCACCAGCCCAAGAAAAAAGAAACAGACAGAGAGAAAGCAACACAUUCUCUCCACUUCCUCUUCAAGGCUCAGAUCAGCAGCUCGCGUAGCAGUCUGAGCUUUAAAAAGCACCUAGAGGUGAAAGAGGAAGUGGGGAAAGGGCAUCAGAUAAACCUGUUUCCUCCCCUAGUUCUGUGUACUUCUCAAGGGGAAUAGGUAACCGCCCUCAACUACCUCAUGACUAGUGGGGGGUGGACUCGAGGUCUUGCAGGCACCAGGACAAAUCCUGCGCAGUGCCAUUGUGUCCAGAGUUGUCACACUGGAAACUGCAGGUUCCAGUACUAUUUCCAGCAUUUCUGGGCAGGACCUGGCAUUCAAAAUUAGUGUGUUUUUUUAAGAGUGUUGCUCAGGGUCUCUUUCCUAACUUUGCCACAGCAAAUAAAUUUUAAAAUUUAAAGAAUUGUCCAGUAGCACCUUAGAGACCAGCUAAGUUUGUUCUGGGCAUAAGCUUUCAUGUACAUGCAUACUUCUUCAGAUACCAUGCACACAAAAGCUUAUACCCAGAACAAACUUAGCUGGUCUCGUAAGGUGCUACUGGAUAUUUUUAAAUUUUAUUUAUUUAUUUUGACUGUGUCAGACCAACACAGCUACCUACCUGAAUCCUUUGCCACAGUAAGUUUCUUUCGUAUUGCGACCCAGCUCCUCAUUUGUACAUUAAAAAAAAAUAAAAAUCUGGUGCUAAAAUAUUGUUGUUAGAAUCUUCGAAGUCAAAUAAUCUUGAAAUCUACAGCUAAAGAUUAGGCUAGUUUUUCUCUAAUGGUUGCUAGGCCAGUGCCAGCUGGGAUGUCAUCUUGCUGAGUUUAUACUUGAAAACUUGACUGGAAGCAUUACAUGCAUUUUAUAAAGGGAGAAGCGACGUGAGCGCAAAAACAAACAUGCCUACCGUUAGUGAAAUGUGUAACAAUGCUUGUGGGUCUUCCUUGUUGGGAAACAUCUGUGUAAUUGUUCUGCUGCUUGCGUCUGCUUUGCACAAAGUUUUGUUUGCAAGUAUUAAAAACACACACAGAGGAAAGGAUGGAUUUGUAUUUAUUUAUCCCUUAAAGUUACUUUAAAUGCUUUAUGAAAUUAUUGCAAACUCGAUCACUGGCUCUGCAUGCUGUGGCAGAAGCAAGGGGAACAGGUUUGCUAUAUUAAAUGUGGCAACAGAAGUGUACUGGCUUUAGCGUUAAUAACACUAAGGCAGUUUAUUCUGUAACAUAACAGCUACAUAGAAGAUACUCUGUUCUUUGAGAGUUGGCACCGAAGAUGUUCUGCAAUUCUUAUUGCAUGGAUAAGUGGCUGUUCAUUGUGAAGGUUUAUGUGAAGGUUUCUGAUGGUUCUCAUGUGUAACUGACAAAACCAAUUAUUGUUACCAUCUUUUGACCUUGAAUUGCUGCAAAAUAUGGUGGUUUUAGGAAAAGAAAUUGAGAUUCACGUUUGAAAAAAAGAACCAGCAAAUAAUUAAACAGUUAAAUAAUGGUAUGAUUAGAUGUGCUAUAGCUCCCCCUCAUGGGUAUUUGAAAGGAUUCUUAACCAGAAAAUAAAUUGAUAUAAUCGAAAGCUGACUUUGGCAAUGGUACUGUUUAUUAGUGAAUUUAAUUUCAAAAUACCUGAUUUAUAUAGGGUAUACAAGCUCUAAGUAUUCUUGAGGACCAAAUUUAGGACCAUAAGUUGCCAUAUUUGUUUGAAAAUAGACCCAUUUUUUGGCAUAUGGUUGAAUUUGCUAAAAUAUUUUAGGUAUGUAGCAAUGUAAUCGACCACGUAAAACACAGAAGGCAACUAUAAAAAGUUGUCAGAAUUAUAUAAUUGUCAAGGUUGCUGAUAAUAUCACAUUUAUUAUAACACUUUUAUCUAAGGAGCGCAAGAUGGCAUACAUUGCUUUCCCCCUCCCAUCCUCACAAUAACCCUAGCAGACGGACAGACACUGGUUCAAAAUUACCAGUGAGCGUCACGGGCAAGUGAGGAUCUGAAACCUGGUCCUAGUCUAACAUUCUAAGCACUCCAUCACAUGUCUACACACCAUACUGGUUUGACCUUCUUUGACUCUGGUUUUUUGUUUGUUUUUCCAGGCAGAAACUAGGAAUGUCAGUCACUUAAAAGUUCGUCUUGAAUGCCAAUUACUUAACAAAUUGUAUCAGCAUUUUAAGGUACGGUGUAUACUUUUCUUCCUAAAUCAGAGACUACACCAGCCACACACAGCUAAGCUAGUUGAGCUGGACUCAGCUGUGGUCUGGAAGUAGCCUUUACUUAAUGUUUUGGGGGCAUCAACGUAUAUGAACAAGGGUGAAUCCUUAAGGCUAAUUCAGGAUAUUUUAGCUUCUGUGACAACUUUAGGUCUAUUCCAUGGAACAGCUAACCUGAAGUAUAGAUGCUUUGGUUGAGAUUCCUGCAGAGCAAGGAGUUGGACUAGAUGACCCUCGGGGGUCUCUUUCAAGUCUACUGUUCUGUGAUUCUAUGUGACAUUGCACUGGGAAGUAGGUGCUUAAGUGAUAUUGUAUGCUGAGAUUACUCUGUAGUUGGACCAUUACCUCCUCAAAGCACUGAUCCCUUUCAUCCUGUGUAUGCUGGCAUAAUGAGCAAGUUACGUUGGUACAUUCUAUGUAGUGCAUUGAAUUCUUUGGGAAUUUCCCCCAUUGAUCUUGCCAACUGUGAUCUGACUGGCAUCAUUCACUUUUUGAAUUGCAGCCUGUCUUUGGCCGUUAAGAAUGUCUUAUGCCAAAUCUGAUGCUGACCGUGCAAAAAGCCAUAACAUCAUUCUGAGGACUAUGUCUUAGCUGUGCUAUUUUUAUGGCUGCAUGCCAUCAAGUAGAUCCAAUCUAGAUGGUGAAUGGCUCAACAAAUCCUUGCAGUUCCAACCUGAAUAUUGUUGUCUUUAUAAGGAAGACAACAAUAUUCAGGUUGGAACUGCAUGGAUUCAUUGAGCCAUUCACCAUCUAGAUUGGAUAUUUCUUAUUCCCAAAUAUUUUCUCUACGGGAAAUUACCAACUACCAUAUUGACCUAGGCUCUAUCUGCUCACAGUAACUUUAAUUCAGUGUAUCUGUUUUGUUCCAGCAUGACUGCUUCCUUUUUAGAUUCUGCCUCUUUACCUCUAUCACACACAACUUAGAAAAUCACUCUGCCUAUUUUAGAACAUAAAUUCUGUGAUUUCCUGUUUGCUUACAUCGGAUAUAUACAUACAAUCUAUCAUAUAUUUAAAGAGGUCCAGUAUAAGACAGACUGUCAUCAGUGUGGCCUGAAGAUUAGCUCAAAGUUUCUUGUCACCACUUCCCACAUUUUACCAUUCAUAGGAGCCAACUCCUAGGGGCCAAGUGGUUUUCGCCCCCCGUAAAAUAAUGGAGGGGGCUACCCCCCUCAAGUUGAUGGGCACUACCAUUCAAAUGGUGUGCAUGCACCACAUCAUGUGAUUGAUUGUGUAGGGUGGGAUUUACCUGCCCCCCAAUAUUUUAUUCAAGUUGGCACCCCUGUUACCAUUCCAUGUCAAGAAGUGCCUAACAGUUAAAGUACAAACUCUUAACUAGAAUAUAUUUUUGUGGAUUAAGAAGUGGAGGUCUGCCUUGUCCACUGUCCAUAUAUGACUGUAGAUUUACGGUAAUUCUCUUUUGAAGGUGCUAAACUAACUUUUAGAAGAAAGAUAUAAUGGUCACGUUAGAAAACUGUGUGUACAUGUCUAUUUACACUUAUGUACCAACCCAUCACUUGUGUCUCUUAGCUCGCAUAGCCAGGGACCUGAUGCAGAAUGUGCAGAGGAACAGCACUUAUCUAAAGUGGCAGAGUAGUAUAACAUGAGGUACCGCUGCUGUGCAUUGGAAGGUAGAACGUCAUUUCCGUGCACUGCUACUGGUGCUCGCAGCGAGAAGCGGCUCCUGAGUCUCAUCGUCUGGCGCAUCAUGAGCCCGGAAGCUGAUUAGCGCUACAGAUUAGCGGCCUGCAGGCCUAGUGGAUCAGCGAGAUGAGCGCUGCAACCCCAGAGUCUGAUCAGCGACUUAGCAGACCUAAUGGAUCAGCGGGUCCGGCUUUACGUUUAGCGUUUUACGCCAGCCCAUCAGUUUUGUAUCAGCUGUUAACUGUAGUCAUCAGCUGAUGAGCGGUUUAGCGGCAGGUGACAAGGAAAUGUGCCAGAGGAACUCGCAAGUAUUUCAUCCUAAAGAGCGCAUAGAAAUUGUUUAGUACUCAAUGCUGUAAACCCAUUCGUCUAGUGCAUUUCCGCUAGCAGAACAUUAUUUCCUAAAUUAGUAUAACUUUCUCUUCAGAUUCCCAGCAAAACAUCUCCCCUUUUGGCAUGCUAGACACCAGGAUUUUUUUUAAAGGAACCAUAGCAGGUUAAGUCUUGCAGUUCUGAGUGAAUCAUUCUGAUUGUUCUCAUGUGAAUAAUUUUUUUGAUUUCCCUUUCUGUUUUGCAUUAGAGUUGCUGCUUUGCAUCUGAUGGCCUAAUGCUGCUAGAGAUAAGCUUAAUGGUCAAAAUGGAAAAUAUGCAACAUGAAUUUGUGGACCUUAGACAGUACUUACUGGAAAACCUUUUUGUAGUUUAUGUAGCAAUGGACAAAACACAGACCUCUGGUAAGUCCAAGAUGUGUCUGCAUGUAUGUUUCAUUGAUAUAGUAUGUUCUUGCAGCAAUGGACAAAAAUAUGGUUUGACCUUUUGACUGUUAUUCUUUUUUUGAACAGAUGAUUCCCCAGUAGUCUUGUAUGUGUUGCAUUCAGGGAGCAACCUUCUUUAUGUGCAGGUAACUUUUUAAAAAAUAUAUAAUUUAGUACAGGGGUUCUUAACUUGUGGUCCAGGGAACCCUAGGGAGUCCAUGGAUGGCUUCAGGGGUUCCUUGAACCGGGUGCAAUUUAUCCCACCCAAUGUUGUAAAUGAAACUGCAUGUAAAAUUGUGUAUGUAUAUGUUUGUGUGCAUUUUUCUGGGAAAUGAGUCUAUAGUUUUUAUCACAUUCACAAAAGGGAUCCACGUCUGAUUGUUAAGACUAUCAUAAUUAGCUUAAGAACUAUCCUUGGGUGAAUGUAGAUGAUUUGAGAUUUGAUCUGACAAAUUGCAGUUUAAAUUGUCGUGAAGAUGAACUUCACAGCAGCCUAGACAGUUAUAGCAUUAUACUAAUGUCAUGUGAUUUCUUUGCAGGAUGUAAAACACUUGUCACAGGAAGGAAAAUUUUCUGUGCAGUUUGAGCCAAUAUUGCUGCCAUCACUGACCACAAAUUUCACAAGAGUUGCUUCUGUUGUUUGUAAAGGUACAGUGUAUUCAAUACAACAUAGUCUGAUGUAUACCUUCCCCAUUAUACAAUAUGACAAAGUUUAUUAAAGAGGAUAUGGCAUGUAACAGAUACACUUCCUGAAGAUUAUGUAUUAAGUGUCCAUUUUCAUGACCACUUCUAGCACAUCUGUCCCCCCACCCCACCCCCCGCAGCCCCAAAAAGAGAGAUGUAAAGUUCAGUUUUGAAGCCAUGGAAUAAACAUUUUUCUGUGCAGUGGUGUGUGGGGAGAUGAAAUAAUUGCAUUCUUGUCAGAAAUACUUGCAUUCUUGUCAACUUAAGUUUGCACGCUUACCUGCUGGUAACUUGCACAAAAGUUGAUGGCACUUAGUGCUGUGCUGUAAAUCUAUUAUGUGCAACGUACUUACAACACAAUGUUACGUACUAUGUUUAUGAAAUUUACAAAUGCCUUGGUUUUAUUCAUAAACAAGGACAAAUGCUUUAGGAGCGUGCACAGAUCUCAAGAUUUGGCUUGUAUUUGAGGAUUAAAAAAUAAUUCCAUUUUAUUUCUGAGUCACUCUGUGCAACUUUGCAUUUCAAUCUGUAAUUCUUCUCCUCCAGCACUUGGCGUAGAACUGCAGUCUGCUGACACUCCACAUUACCUAACAAUGCACUGGUGUUCAUCAGUUGGGGAAAGAAGCUCUUAAAAUUGUAGUAAACAAAUGGAAGUCUGCUAUGAGCUCACAUUAUUGUGAUGCAGAAGCAGAAGAAGGAAUUCAGUAGUAUAGCCUGAUUGCACAUAAUAGGGCUGAUGUGAGUAAGCCCCAUUGAAGUCAGUGGAAGAUGCUUCUGCAAAACCUCAGGCAAGAAAUCUCUCAUAACCAGAGAGAUUUAGUCAUUCUGAACCCACAUUUGUUUGAUUUGUAUCACAUUCCAUCCCAAUCAGUAAUAUAUCCUGAGAUAUUGGCAUAACUGUGCAGGAAAAAUGGAACCCUUUGAACACCCAAUAAAACGUCAAAAUGUAGAUAAGGCUGAAUCAAGAGCACUGCAUUUAGCCUCCUUAGAAUAACAACAUUCUUAGACUAUAUAUUAAAAAGUGUGUGCUACAAUAAGAUGUCUGUUUUCCUUGGCACAGGUACGUUGUGUGGCCCUGGAAGCAAUCACAUUGCUAAUGAGAGGACGAAUCUGUUAGACAGUACAGCUUUGCCAAAAGCAUGCCAUUCCCAUCCUGUAAUGGAAGGGUGAGUUUUUUUGUUUAAUGCUGCCAUUUUAAAUUAUUAAACAUAUACCAAAGCCAAGAAGUUGAGAACACUUUUUGAAGUUCAUGCUCUAUAUAGUAAUUUGUGUGAAAACAGAUGGGUGUUCUAGCUCUGGCCUAGUUCAUGUGGCAGAGUGCAAAUGACUCGCAGGGCUUCUUUAAAUGUCAUGGAGCUCUACAAAUCCCACUUCCGCGUUAUAUAUCCGGGGCAUAUAGAUAUUUUCAUGUACUGCUGUCUGUCUCGAGAGACAAUGGAAGAGUACACCUUUGGGGGUAAAGUCAAACUGUUGGAGAGGUGGUUGUAGAGACAAAUAAGGGGAAGCCCUGUUUUAUAGCAGCUGGGGCAGGUGAAGGUGUCUGGUUUCACUGUUAGUAAUACACCAUGGCAUUUCUUCUCUCUGCACUUCUCCCAGCGGUCACUGCUGUGGAUACAUGACCUCUCUUUCUGUCUCCAGACACUGCAGUUGUCUGCAAGUGAUUUCCCCAUGGCAGAGUUAAUGCUGCAAGCCUUCGUGUCACAUUUGCAGACAUCUUUGUAACACAGAGUGUCACGCAGCAGUACAUUAAUCUCGCAGAGUCUUCUUUAUAAAUUGAAUAAAUCUUUUACUUGAGAAAAUGAAGUUGUUCAUAAACAGUAUAGUCAAAGAGCAUACACAGAGUGCAGCUAUCUAACUCUUCACAGAGGCAUUGUCGUAGUUACUGAUUAACUGGAGUCCUGGAGCCACUCUGUCUGCCUUAAACAAUACAGAUACACACACUGGCUGAGACACACAGGUGCUGACUGACUGAAGCCCAUAGAGAGGCUGGCUACUUUUAUAGGGCACUCAAGAUGAGGCAUGAGUCACAGUGACUUUACAAUUUGCUGUUAACAGUUACAGCUAGCAGGCUUGAAUGAUGCUAUAGGUCUUGUAGGCCUUGCCUUACUUCUCCUGCUCUCAAGAACCUUUGUCUCAUGACACAGAGAGUUGGUUGGCCAGCAGGCCUGGUGCCUGAAGCCAGCCCAUCUUUGGGGAUCCUGCCAUCUUCCAUUCUGUGUACAUGACCAAGCCAGCAUAUGUAUGAGGUACACUUCCAAUGUAGUGGAUCUAGGGAAAGAAACACAAGAACCUCAGGUGUGUACCACAUGCUAUGUUCUCAAAUGUUCUACUUAUGAAGUGUACAUAGUCACACUUCGUAAGUACAACAUCACAUGAUGCAGGACAUGUGGAAGACAUAGUUCAAAUCAAAUAGCAUGGAUAGAAGUUUCUUUCUUGCCUUCAAAUAGGCUUUCAGUGAAGUCAGUUCACAUAUUCACCUGUGAUGCAAAUGAUGUAUGCAGAUGUGAAGCAGCCCUGUCUAAUUUGUGAUCUUACCCUUAUAUUUAUUUUGAUUUCGUCCAUUUGAAUAAUUCCUAAUGCAACUUCCAGGGCAUGCUAUUCUCACCAGGUGGUUUAUAAGUCUGAAAAAUGUAUGUAUAUGCACACACAACAAUACAGAAAUAUUAUAAUCAAAUAAGACAAUAUUAUUUGAUAAACAGCAAUAAUAAAAAGGUACGCUUUAAAGAUCCUGGUUAGACCACAAGGCAGGGUGUGAUUUUUUUGCAAGUAAAUAACAGCAGUGAACUGUUUUCUGUCUACAGGUAUGUUGGAAUCGAUCCAUUUGCAACGGUAUUUUAUAUAGAACCACAUCGCAGUAUUUCUGCAUCUUGGUUAAUAUGGUUUACCAACAAUUUUGAUUUUAGCAUUGUGCUAAAUGACGUAUAUGUUUCAAGAGAAACAAAGGAUAUUUUAAAGGUGAGUUUUUCUUGUAAGCCUCACUUGGUACUUUUCCUUAAACAAUUAGCAAUGUAUAUCAGCAUCCCAUUCAUUAAAAUCUCCAUUUAUAUACUGGGCAUGUGUACUCAGCCCUAGAAAAAAAAAGAAUCACAUCAGAAGAACCAAGAAAAGUUAAAAUUGUGUUGCUGGUUGAUAAAUUGUGAACAGUUAUAUUAAACUGCUUAUUUUGUAUUUAUUUUAGUCUGCUAGUUGUGGAAUUUGGGAAGAGCAUAUUCAGGACAUAAAAGUCCCAAGCUGACCAGAUGAAGCUAAUAGCUUAUCUUCCCAUUUCUGUAUUCUGAAAUGUUGCCAGGCAUUGCCUGCACAUUUUUCGAAUCUUUCCUCAAGGCAGGCUUGAUGCUGUCAUGGUGCUGAUUUUUUCACCCAUUACCAAAUUCCAUACAUGCACAGCAUGACUGUUAAGGAAUGCAAGCAGCCCUGCUUAUACAUGAAUAAUUAGAUAAAUUUGUUUAGCUAGGGCCCAAUCUGCCACUCCCCUGUGUAUUAUUAGAAGCAGAAGAUAACAAACGGAGCAAGAUUUUUCAUGUAGAUGUACUUUAUAUGCACUUGGUUUGAUCUGAUGUUUUUUGCCAUUAGGUUCUGAACUUCACAGAUCCUUUGACUCUACCUCCAGGAUGUUGGAAUGUGUUUUCCUUGAAACUCCACAUCAAAGAAUCAGUAACAAGUUUAUUUUCCAAUAUUUUUGUGGCCACAAAUAUUGGAGUGAUAUUCGAGAUACCGCUGCAAAUUUAUUCUGCUUUGUCCCAGGUAGUGUAUUGAAUUGCAUAUGUUUACAGUAGUAUAUUCUGACUUGCAUACUUUGCAGUUCAUAGAGUAAUAAUUAAUUUUUGAAGUGAUACUAUCUUUUCAGAGUAUUAGAUUUUUGGGAGGUUUAUCCAAAUUUCAAGUUAGGAAAAUGUCGUUAGGAAAAUGGUUGAAUGAAGUCUUAAUUUACACAAAGUCACUGGAGCGUCAAAUAUUCCUUCUGAAUUCAUUUUGUAUUGUAUUGAAUAGGGUGCAGAACUCAAACCAGGAUACUAUGGAACACUUUGCAUAUUAUUUUAAGUGGUGGAAAUUGAAAGUGCACAUGAUUCUGAAAGCUAGUGGAGAUUGUUUAAGGUGCAAGCACUUUUCACAACUUCCAUCUAAUGUGCAAAGUGGCUUGAUUCCCCACCCCCCCUUUAAUUGUUUGUAUUUUUAAAAACGUUGGGUGUGGGGAAAUAUUGAAAACCAUAGGAUUGUUCUUUGCAUGCUGACUUAAAUACAAUCAUAGAAUUGAAGAGUUAGAAGGGACCCAAGGGUCAUCUAGUCUGACCCCCUGCAAUAUUUGUUAAUUUAUUUAGUGCUUUAAUCAAUGUUUUUCAGAAGGGAGAUCUUCAUUUUGAAGCCAUAGCACAGCGUGAUGUGUACUGUUCCUUGCGCAUGUCAGACACAGGUAAAAGCAGAAAAGAAGGGUGUUCCCAUCUAUGAUACUAAUGGAUACUAAUGUUUUUUUAAGCAAACAUUAUUUCUUUCUGAACGCCUAACUACUUCUUGGUAGAUUUUAGCAGCCUUCUGGUCAUGCUAUGUUGAACAUCUUAUAGUGAAGUCAGUCUGCUUUAGAUAAUCUGCUUUUGUUCUGGGGAAAGAGGCAAUGCAGAUUUAUGAGCAUGGCUCACAGGGGUGCUGGUUUUGCAAGAGCCUAAAAGGGAAGGUGGGGCAGAAAAUUGUGCAAGAGGGAGAGAAUAAUAUUGGGGUAUAUUUUUUAAAAAAUAUAGAAGUUUGUUGUAUUGUGCAUAAAUAUGGGGGGCGGUGUUUAAGAGCUGUUAUGCUUUGGUCAUACUAUUUCUAAAUGUGCUCUCUUUAUGACUUCUUGAAAUCAAAUUUUGGAACAAAAGAAGCAAUAAACAAAUAUUAUGUAUCAAUGAAAUGGAAUGUUAUUAUUUUAGCAAAUCUGCUUUGGGAAAGGAGCCUAUCUCUGGACAGUUCUACAUGGAGUGUGGAUUCUGACCUUGCAUAUCAGCUCCAUGAAAAAUGGCAAAAAAUUAAGCACAAUGAAAUUUGCAGGUGUGUAUACAGAAUGUUCUUAAUUUCAGCAUUAGAGUGGUAAAAUCUUGGUAUGCUUACGUUCAAUGUGUUAAAAUCCAUGAUAUAGGGGCUAAUACUAAAUAGUCACAUCAUGCAUUACAGAGGGUGCAGACAUAGCACUCCUGAUUCCUUAAGCAUGGUUAAGGGAACAGGCCUUGGACCAUAAUGUUACCUGCAUCUUCUGCUUCCUUCCAGUACCCCCUGUCCUCCUAAAUCCCCAUACUACCUCCUGCUAGCUUUAACCACAGUUCAGGCUGCAAGAUUGAGAGACUCCUUAUAGUGCCUAGCAAUGUGUCCCCUCCUAUGUGGGCCUUUUCUCUUUCCAGACUACCCCCUUUCAGCUCUGAAAAAUACUUUGCCUCCACCACUGAAGUCAGGGGUCACAACCUUUCAAUUACUUCCUUUCGCUGCUUCUCGUUUUCUGAAAUUUUCAUCUUCACUACUGUCACUGGUGACAGCAGAAGAAAAUGGCUCUCAUUCAGUUGUUUCCAGUCACAGUACUCAAUUCCCUACAAUGUCCUAAGUGGGAAAAGGAAAUGAUUUGGCUGGAAGGUGCCACAUCAAAGAGGUCUGUUACUGCUGCCUCCUAUAACAACCAGUACUGGAAGCCAGUGUAGUGUAGUGGUUAAGAGUGGUGGACUCGUAAUCUGGUGAACCGGGUUCGAUUCCCUGCUCCUCCACAUGCAGCUGCUGGGUGACCUUGGGCUACUCACACUUCUCUGAAGUCUCUCAGCCUCACUCACCUCACAGAGUGUUCGUUGUGGGGGAGGAAGGGAGGAAGGGAAAGGAGAUUGUUAGCUGCUUUGAGACUUCUUAAGGGGAGUGAAAGGCAGGAUAUCGAGUCCAAACUUCUCCUCCUCCUCCUCCUUCUUCAAAGUCUAAAAGAGGGACACAAGACUGGUGUCAGUGGCCAGCCCACCUGAGCUGCUGAAGCUUUGGCAUUUACCAUCAGCAUUGGUUUUGACCAGAUGUUUAUAAACCAGGUAGUUCCUGAGCAAUAAUGGACCCUGGUUAGCAUUCACCAUGGUUAAAACUGGGGGAAGCAUAUGCUUGAACCAUAGUUAAAACCAACAAGGGUUUUGCAUUGAAGAAGGGAACAAAUGUGUGUGAUUCUAAUUCUUUCACUGAAGUGAAGGAAUCAGAUGCACUGUGCUUGCAUCAGCCCUUAGAAGUGUGCAGAAUUCAUUGUCAAAUUUUCAAUAAGUGGCCGUAAAACAUUUACAGUUCUGUCACUCUUUUUUUUAAAAAAAGGUUUGGUACUGUGUUGUAGAAUCUCUAGUAGGAGAUUUAAAAGUAAAAGGAUGAAACCGAAGAUGCUAAAAUAUUGCAAACACAAGGCCAUAAUUAGAGGGCUCUUGGAGAUUUCUGUCUCUGAAAGAGAUGAUCUGUCAUAACAUGGCAAGCCAAAACUUUCUUGCUCUUUUUGAUACUUUUUAUUACAUUUUCCAAACGUAAAACAAUACAAACUACACAGCCUCACACCAAGAAAUAAGCAUAACAACCAUUUCACAGCACUGUAAAACAGUUAUAAGCAACUGAAUGAAGAGAUUAAACUAAAUAAAGGAUAUCUGUCCAAAACAAAAAUUGGGAGGGAGGAGGAUGGAUCGAUUUAUCACUAAUGUUGACAUAGCUAGUAAAUUGAAAUGGGAUGUCUUGAAACCUCUCUUAUAUAUGUUCUUAUUAACUCAACAGGAGAAAUAUUGGGGAACUUGUUCAAGCGUCUCAUCAGAAGGAUCAUAAAGAAGAAUCCUUUGCAUUACCUUUACCCCACUUGGUUACAGAGCUUGGUCUCACAUUGAACUUCAGUGCAGCUGCACCAAUGAAUAGCAUGGUGAGGCCAUUUUUAGAUUUAUUAAAGCUUUUGGACAUAAUUCCUCACUUGUCUUACUUCCAUUUUUGGUUUUGAAAACAGAAAAUUGUAUUUAUACUCAUUGUCUUAUACAGUUGUACCUUGGUUGACGAAUGCCUUGCAACUCAAACGUUUUGGCUCCCGAACGCCGCAAACCCGGAAGUGAGUGUUCUGGUUUGCGAAUGUUCUUUGGAACCUGAACAUCCGACACAGCUUACGCAGCUUCAAAUUGGCUAUAGGAGCUUCCUGCAGCCAAUCGGAAGCCGUGCCUUGGCAGGGGCGAAGGAAGGCGGCGUGACACCCAGGGCAGGCAUCGUUACAUACGGCAUCACUACGUACAACGCAUGCGCCGUACAUAGCGAUGCUGCACAUUCGCUGUAUAGCGGUUUGCCGCCGGCGCCACUCCAGCGCCGUACGGACUGUGCCGGGAUCCUCUGCUUGUGGCUGUAGCAGCGACGGAGGUAUCCCAGCACCAUCCGUACAGCGCUGGAGCGUAGCUACACACAGCGCAUGCCUGCGAUGCCACACAUGCGCUGUACUUAGCGGUUUGCCAUUGGUGCUGGGAUCCUCUGCUCGUGGCUACAGCCAUGAACAGAGGAUCUUCCACAUGCGGCUGUGUUGGCGUGAUGGCUGCUCGUGCCCCCGUGAGCUCCUGCAGGGUGACUUAUUGUUACCCCCACAGACAUGGAACAUGGGGUGCACUGCCCCCCUGUUGCGACGCCACUGUGCCUUGGUUUCUGAACAUUUUGGAAGUUGAACAGAUUUCUGGAACGGAUUCCGUUCAACUUCCGAGGUACGACUGUACUUAAUGUCAUUAUCAGGCCUGUUGAGGUCUUAUGAAUUAACUGAAAAAGCAGGCUAAAACCAGCAGUCACCAGGUUCUUUUAAACCUUAUGGGUCUAUUAAAACCUGAUAGCUGUGGAUAUAUGCUGUGGAUAUAUGAAAUUUCACACAGACUGUGUUCAGAUGUUCAGAUAAAGUGUGAUGUCUUGUGAUGGGAACAAGCCUGUCCAAGCCUCAUGCUUUCCCCUCUCAGGCACAGUGGUAGCAACGGCAGAAGAGGGGGGAAGUAGCUGUGAUCUUCUCUCUGGGAACCUGUGUGUUUGCUCAUUCUUGUUUAGCCAUGCUUUGGCUUAGCAUCACAUUCAAACUACGCCAUAGCCUAUAUUGUCAUUUUACUCAUUGUAUAAUGCUUUCAAUACUUUUUAAAGAAUUUUUUUAAACCUUAAAUCUACCUCAUUCUUUUUCGAGACCCUCUCUUAUUUUGAAAACAAAAAUAAAAGGACAGUCAUAAUGGUUUUUAGCUCUGAUUUCGCAAUUUUUAUCAACAUGAGUAAGAUGUGUCAAUAUUUCUGUACGUUUGUAAAUAUUUCAGAAAACACUCCAGAUUUUUAAAAAAAUGUUUUGUACCAAAAAUAGCAGAAUUUGGGAGUAGGGAAGAGGCUUGAAUUCUAAAACAUGAAGUAUUAAUAUUGUUGUUUUUCCCCAAUUACUUAGGUAAAAUAUUUUACGCUAAGAAACCCUUCAUCUUUCCCAGUUAUGUUGCAACUCCUGCCUCUUUCUUUUUAUCCUGAUCCUCGUGCUCCAUUGACUCUACUCAGCAAAUGGUAAUGAGAAAUAGUUUCUUGUGGUAAUUUAAGAAAUAGUAUAAUCUGAAAAUAGUUUCUUUCCUUCCAUGUAUUUGGGUGGGUGGGGAAUGAGCUUGCAUCUACCAGUCAUGUUCUGUGCAUGCAAAGGGUCUUCAUGGUACUGGCACAAAGUUUCUAAUGCCAUGGAAGAUCCCACUUGUGUUUAGGCUUAUUUCACAAUAAAGUGGUACCUUGGUUCUCGAACAAAACCCGCUCCAGAAGCCUGUUUGGCUUCCGAAAUGCUCGAAAACGGAGCCGCGGCUUCCCUUUGGUUGCGAGAGCUUCUUGCACUCAGCAGAAGCUGUGUCGCAUGUUCAGGUUCUGAAAAACAUUUGAAAAUGGAAACAUUUACUUCUGGUUUUCAGCAUCCGAGAACCGAAAUGUAUGGCAACGGAGGAGUUUGGGAACCAAGGUUCCACUGUACCAGCCACUAACAUGUGGCGAUCGAGGGUUAGAACCAUAGACUUGCAGCGUUGGAAGGGACCGUCUCAUCAAGCCCCCUGCAAUGCAAGAAUCUUUUGCCCAACAUGGGGCUGAUCCUGAGAUUAAGACACUCAAGCCAACUGAGAUAUCCCAAAUUAAUAGAAGGGCCAUGAGGAGUUGUCUUACUUUGUCCUCCAUUCAUAACGGAGAACUAUCUGAAAAUGGGUUUUUAUGGUUCUUUACUUUCUAUAAUUUUUUUUAAGGUUUAUACAUGUAUAUUCUUUUCUUGGUUUAUAUAGGUUUGGUGCAAAUGUACAGUCUAUUAACUUCACAACCACUGAAUUUAGAUUGACAGAAGAUUAUGCUCACAGGGUAAGCAGUGUCUCAUAUAUUUUUCACUCUCAGAAAUGGAACUUAAGGUGCUCUUUGCAUUAAACUGGAAAGAAAGAGCCACCACACAGCUGAGAGUCUGUGGUUUAUGCAGAAACAUGUUUGAGCAUGAAAGGAGUUGGCCGUUUUUUUAAUAACCUGUAACCUGCAUUUAAUUUUUGGAUUGCUUAGGUCAGGAAUUCCCAAUCUGGUGGAACGCUCUGUCACAAGAGACUAGGGCCCUGCGGGAUUUGACCUCUUUCCGCAGGACCUGCAAGACAGAGCUGCUCCACCAGGCCUUUGGCCAGGGCACAGCCUGACUCCCUCCUUUGGCUAUCCUCACAGAAAACUAGCCCAAUUGGUUGCCAUUAAUCUGAUUUGAAUUAAUUUUAUAAUGAAAUGAUUUUAGAAUGUUGUAUCAUUUUAUUUUUGUUAGCCACUCUGAGCCUGGCUUCGGCUGGGGAGGGCGGGAUAUAAAUAAAAUUUUAUUAUUUAUUAUUAUUAUUAUUAUAACUGUGGUCCGUGGACCAACAGUGGUCUGCGAGCUUCAUACAGGUAGUCUGCAGCAUCUAUGCAUUGAAUAGCCAUAUUGAUUGUCAUUGUAUUUUUAUUGCUUCUAUUGUUUCUUAUAUUGUAUAUUACAGUUUGAAUACUAGGGAAUUCAAGUUGCAAUACAAAACAUACAAGACAUAAGAGAUGCAACGAAAUACAAUUAAAAAACAUGCAGCAUCUAACUCAGUGGAUUCCUUUUGCUGUAACAGGCAGGAAAAAGUAUUAAGUAGUCCACCAAGGCUAUCAGAAUUUUCAAGUGAUUGGAGGGGGAAGGUUUGGAAACAUUGGUUUAGCUAUUAAACGGAAAACAAUUUUUGAAACUUUUGAAGUUAUAACAUUUAUUUAAUAUAUUGCUGAUUUUAAAAAAAUCUUCAAAAGACAUCUAACAUUUAAAACUUACACUUUGCAUUCAUCAAUGGAAACACCAGAUAACAAGAGUGCUUGUAAUUCCAGAAAGGGUUCAGGAACUCUGUUAAAUGGGGCUUUAUUAUUCCUACCUGCAACACUGAAAACCUCAGUAGACACAGGCGGGUGGCACCUGUAUUUUCUGUAUCCCCACUCCUCACACACAUUGGUGUAAACAUUUUCUCCCCUUUGUUAAUGGCAGUGUCCUGGUAUGCUCAUCCUUCCCUUUCCCCUCUAGAUGGGGCAAAUAAAAUACCGUAUUUUUCACUCUAUAGGAUGCACCGGACCAUAAGACACACCUAGUUUUAGAGGGAGAGAACAAGAAAAAAAAUUUCUCUCCCUCUCUGCGCAGCGCCCCUUCAGCGAAGCAGCAGGAGAAGGGGCGCCCCUCCCAUUUCUCCUCCCGCUUCGCUGAAGGGGCGCUGCGCAGAGAGGGAAAGCAGCGCAGCGCCUCUCCAGUGAAGCAAAGCCAGGAGAGCAAGAGGGAUCAGUGCGCACUGAUCCCUCUUGCUCUCCUGGCUUCAGCAAAAGCAAUGAGAAGCCUCCGGGAUGCAGCAGAGGCUUAUAGAGCUUGCAUUCGCUCCAUAAGACGCACACACAUUUCCCCUUAAUUUUUGGAGGGGGAAAAGUGCAUCUUAUAGAGCGAAAAAUAUGGUACUCUGUCACCUCAUUAGUGGAAUGGGACAGUCAGGCAAGAAAGGCGUAAGUAUGCAGGGCAAGUGGAACUGUAGUCUUUCCCUCUCUGCUUCUCAUCUUCCUGAUUUCCCUCAGGAGCAUGGAUGUUUUAGUAAUGGUUCGCUCAUGUUGCUUUGCAGGACGAACUACAGGAAGACCACGAUUACAUUGGAUCUAGUUCGGAGCUGCUUUAUUUAAAAUUGCAGCCUUUAGAAACUAAGAGAGUUGGUGUUGUCUUCACCCCUAUCGAUUACAAAAGGGUAAACUCCCUUAUACUGGUCAGGUAGGUCUCUUCUCGAGAUUCUGUGGGGCGAAUUAGGCACUGUUUUAGAAAGCUUUGUUUCAUAUUUCCAUCAGUGAGUGUAGGCCCCAGGGCUACAUCCAAAUUUGAUCUUUGGUACUUUCCCCCUAAAGCUUGGAUUUACUGUAUAUGCAAAUUAUAGAAAUAUUUCGCAUCCACAGGAAUUGUACUUGGUCUUGGCAAAGCACAGCAGUGAAUUUUUCCAAAAGAUGCCCACAUCUUGCAAGAUGGUGGGAAGACUGCUUUUCUUUUUUCCCUUUAAAUUUUUAUUUAUUUGUUUAUUUAUAAAGGCACCCUUGCUGUAUUGCAGGAAUAAUUUGACUGUUCUGGAUGUGGUUUAUGUCGAAGGCAUUGGAGCCAGAGAGCUGUUGAAAGUAGGGGGAAGGUUGCCAGGGGCAGGAGGAUCCCUUCGAUUUAAGGUGCCAGAAUCAACCCUUAUGGACUGCAGGAGACGUGAGUGACAAUCUGAGAAGGAAAGGACUAAGUGAGAUUAGUUUAACCAAACAGAUGUGCAUGGUUUGGAGGAUAAAGUGCCAGUCUCAUGGGCACAGCUAUGAGUGAAUAACAUAAACGUCUGUUUUCACAUGCAUAACCAUGGUUGCUGCUGUGCAUACUUAAGGUAGUAUACAUGUGCAAUCCUCACAUAGAUGGUGUGCCCUGAUUUAGGAAGAGUUGCAUGUGAAGUAUUACAUGUCCCCAUUCCAGCUCCCAUCUCCCUUUCAUAAUAAGGAUGAAGACUUGAAUAUAUUGUAACAUAGUUGUAGGAAAGUACAGUUUCUGCCACUUAGAAGUGUCCUCAAGAUGGCUUUUAAUGAUUACCUUGAAGUAACUUGCAUUUUGUUUUCUUUAGAACUGAAAGAUGGCAAGCAAAUUUUAUCCAUCACAAAGAACUUUAAGGUUGAAAACGUUGGUCAUCUUCCUAUCACUAUAACGUCUAUGAAGAUUAAUGGGUACAGCUGCCAGGGUUAUGGAUUUGAAGUACUCAAUUGCCAAGAUUUUUUUCUGGCACAGAACUCUUCGCGGGAGAUUAGCAUUGUGUAAGCAUUUGCUGCUUUCCAUUGACAAACUGGCUUACUUUAGAAUUGAGUUUAAAAGGAACCACACUAUUACACUUAUAUCCUACCUCAAAGGAGCUCAAGGUGUCAUACAAAGUUCAUAUAAAUAAAUAAAAAUUCCAAGAAGAGGCUAUCCUUGUUUCUGACUGUUUGGAAGCACUCUAUUGUGUCAUUCUUUAAAGUGCUAUCUUUGCCUUAAGGGUUGCAGAGCUUACAGUCUGUUGUGUGUGUUGAGCAUUUUGUUUUCCAGUUAGGGUCAUGCUGCACAACAUUGUAACUUUGACAGGGCAAUUUCAGAGCUGAAGGAAAAAUAACUUAUCCUACUGUGGAACAUGUUAUGGGCCAGGGCAGAGCAGCACAAUUAAAGGCUGUAGUGGGAACAUAUUUCAUUGAUUUAAUAUCAAGAAGUCUAUCUCCAUUAUAAUGAACAUUAUUCAACAUGAAUCAUAAUUAAUUUUUCUUAAUUAACUCAAAGGGGAGAAGAUCCAUUUGUACCUUAAAUUUUGUGGGUCCAGCCUUUACUUGAAGUCUUGCUAAUGGGAUGCUCUUGCUGGUACUGGUGGGGCGGUUUUGCCAAUCUGCGUUUUCCCCCUGUAGUCUUCUGAGCCUCCCAAAACAGAGGUUGGGAGUUCUUCGGGGACAGCAUGUGAAUUGGGCCUUCCUCCAUGAAAUGACUGUCUGCCCCAGUGUAUUUACAAACAAAGCCAAACUAGCUAACUGACUUUUAGGUAAGGUAUAUGAUUGGGUACUAGACAGCUGAUGUGUUACUUCACUUUUCAUCUUACUCAGUUGGAAUCAAUGAUCUAGCAAUAUUCAGGAUUUCUAACUUGGUCUCCAUACAGUGCCAUAAAGGUGGUGAUUGUAAGCCCUUAUACGAAAUGGAAAUACUUUCAUCAGAUACUGUUAUAACAUCUUUUACUCAAGAUUUAAUUAUGAGUUGCUUCACUGAACAAGAUUUCUCUACAGAAAAGUUACACCUCUGGAUGUUUGUGAUACAAGUCACAGGGAGCAUAGCAUGGACAGAAGAGGAAAGAAUACAGAGCUAGGAUGGGCAAACUCUGACUUGUGGACCAAACUUGACCCACUAAGCCUUUGCAUUUGGCCUGUGAGGCCAUUUCCCCCAAACCACACCACCUGCCCCACAUCUGAUGUCCCAUGUGACAUCAGUUGUGGGGCAGGUAGAGAUGACAUUGCAGAAAGCAGGAUUGAAUUUGCUGUACAUCCCCUGAUACAUGGGGUGUUCGAUCCUGCUUGGUUUGGAUAUACCAGCAAGUUCCUGCUAGAAACUUGCUGAUGUGCCUGAACCACUUUGAAAGCAGAACUGAAUGGUGUGUGGUGAAUUCAGUAUUGCUCAAGCAGGAUCUUCCCCCGCACCCACAUCGGUCAGCUUUUGACAGGCGUAAUGUCAUUUCCCCAUCAGGUGGGUGGCCAAAAAAGUUCCCACGCCGACUGAAGCCAAGUGCUUUGGGCCAUAAAUCUUGCUGAGAGGAAGGGUGAUGGUGCUGACCACAGUGGUUGAUUGAAAGCACACAGAGGAACAUGCAGUGCAGUUAUGUGUCCUGCUGAAGGCACCUCUUGCUCAAGGAGUUUCAAUAACAUCUAGGACUUCUACUUGAAUUCUUUUCAGACAGAUGGGAAUAAAGGUUAUUGUAUGUAAUGGGUAUGUGCAGGCUUCAGCCAUGUGUAUUAGGUGCUGUGUUAAAGGAUUCUCCUCAUUGUGAUCAAAGGGGUUACAAGUGAAUCACAAAGAGUGGUAGGAGGAAGCAGGGGGUUUGAUGUUGAACAAAAAUACAGGACUUUCAUGGGACCCGAUUCCCGUCAAAAUGUCACUGGCUUUUUAAUUUUUUGGUGUGCAGGUUUACUCCAGAUUUUACUUCUUCAUGGGUUAUCCGUGAGCUGACUCUGGUGACUGCUGGUGGUGUCGAGUUCCACUUCACUCUCAAUGUGACUCUUCCUCACCAUCUUUUACCACUGUGUGCAGAUGUGGUACCAGGGCCCAGCUGGGAAGAGUCCUUCUGGAGGCUUACAGUGCUCUUUGUCAGGUAAAGCAUUUAUUUAUACAUAUUAACAAAUUUAUAGACUGCUUCAUGGCAUAAAGCCUGGAAAUUUUCAGUCUCAGACACCUAAACCUUCAAUUUUAAAGCAGCAGCAAGAUGAUAUCAAGAAAAGGCAACUUGGCCACCUCCUCACUGUCUUACUAGAUCUGGUUUUUCCUUGAGCAGGAAGCACAUUUUCCCCCUAAAUGCAAGCCCCUCUAAUACAGAGAUGAAGCACCUAGGUCUGUCCAAGAGGUUACUGGACUACAACUCCCAGCAUUCCUUGCUGUUUGUUGUGGGUGGGGCUGAUGGGAGUUGGAGUGCUACAGCUUCUAGGGAACAAGUUGGAUACCUUUUUAUAUGCCUUGAAAACAUACCCAAGAAGUAUGAUGUAGCAGGCAGAAAGUCAUAGACAGGAGAGGCUAUUAAGCGGAAGAUGGGAGUUGCAGUGGCUAAUUCCAGACAGGUUGGGAUUAAGAAGUAUUAUACCUGAAGAAGGGAUGCUCCAGGCAAUACAGUGCUGUUGGGAAGAAGGAAUUCCUCCCUUUAGCUGGAGAUAUAACAUGCUCGGUAAACUAGCUGAAGACUACCAGGUUCCAUGCAGAGGGAAAUAUUUCCAGUCAGUCUCAAUGAUCCCACCUUUAUGAAUGCUGGCUGUAAUAACUUCAACGCUGAACACAAUUAACCCAUUCAAUUUGAUGUUGGUUCCAACCUCCUGAAUGUAAAUCUUGCUUUAUUUCUACACACACGUUUUGCUGAAAACAUUUAUCUUUCCCUGUCUUGCAGUUUGUCUCUUCUGGGUGUGAUUCUGAUAGCUUUCCAGCAAGCGCAGUACAUCCUAUCGGAAUUCUUGAAGUCAAGACAAAGGCAGAAUCCCAGUCCUUCUGCACUGCCAAACAACAGUUCUGUGGACAUCAUCAGCUCUGAAACGUACAAGUAAUAAAUAUUAACUUUCUGUUAGGUGCCUUGAUGUGAAAAUCUCUUUAAAGUGAUGAUGGUGUUGCUGUUUGAUUCUGAGAAUAGAUAGGUGGUGGUGGUUGGAAAUGCUAGUUCCUCAAGAAAGGAACAGUUUCUUGACAAUUGAUGUUGCUGUUCAGAUGCUGAUAAAAAACGGCUCAUUACACAUCACAGAAGUUGUGUCCUCAGUGUGGGAAGGGAGAAAUAUGUAACCUGCCUUCAGUAUAUGAUGGAGAUGGUGAGGGGAAGGAAACAUGGGACAGUCGUGCUUCUUGAUACUAAUCUGAAGCUAAUUUUCUGUGCAAUGGCUAAAAUAAUGAAAUACACUUUCCGCAAAACAGGAUAAAAAUGGUAUCAAGAUGGCUUCCAGGAAAAAAUAGUGCUCAGUAUUAUGCCUUAUUUUCCAGUCUCCCCCUGGUCUUGAUAAAAUGAUUUAUGAACAAUAUGAUCUUUGUGCCAUAAAUAAAUGUAAUCACUUUAUUUCUGAUCUAGGAGCAGUUGCAAAACCUUUACGGAUACUUACGGUUCUUCUGAUAAAGGGAAAGGAAAAGGCUCCCUUUCUGUGGGCACAGCAACUAGCCGGAGUCAGAAUGCUGCCAAAAGGAGUCCAGCAACAUACAGUCAUUCUCAGAAGAAGCACAAGUGCUCUGUAUACUAUGGUAAACCAAAAUCAAGCACAGCAACCAGCACCACUAUUCUAACAACUGAUGACAAACAGAACCCAGUGGUCGAAAAUCAAACUCCAGCAGCAAAGGAGGACAUUUGCACUGUUAGUGAGACUUGGCUGAGCCUGAAAUAUGCCAGUAGCAUAAAUGUAAACAUGCAAAAGAACUUGACGCACCCAGGGAACUUUCUAGAUAAAGAAGAGAGUGCAUUGAAAAAUGCAACGCCUAUAAAAAAUACUUCUUCAGAGUGCAAUUUGAAGGAGGGUCUUCGAUCAAGUAUGUUUCCUAAGGAAACGAACCUUAAGACUUCAGAAAAUGUAGCUGAGCUCAAAGAACCUGAGCUGUGUCCUUUGAAGUCAUCAAAGAAGCUGUCUGAAAGUCGCUUCCCAAGACAUUCACCUCAGCAACAACCGGAAUUUCAAGAAGUUUCCAGGAAAAACAAUGGUAACAUUUUUUAAAAAAUACAGAAAUAGAGUAGUCUGAAUUGAACUAAUACUGAACUAGAGGGGGGCAUUUUUGAAAUGACAUCGAAAGGAAAAAACACAGUAAUUUCUUAUCAAACUUACAGACUUCAUUACUUUUAAGCACAUGUACUGUAGUCAGUUUAAAUGCUUGUAGAAGUUUAAAUUCUUUAGUUUUAUUUAAAUUCUAAUUAAGACCCAGUGUUGCAAACUGAAGUACAUUGCGGAUUUUGCCAGUUGGGGAGAAAUGGUGAAGAAAAUAAAAACCACCAACAUCCAUAGCAAAGAAAAAGGGAAAAUUCUUUUUGAGCAGUAUGUGGAUAUUACACCAAUAUUACACAAAAGCAAACAUACACAGCCCACCUGUAGCCCUCUUCAGUCAUUCUUCUUACUCACACAAUUGCCACUUUGUGAAGGAAUAGGGUACUGCCAAGGUCCAUUCCCUCCAGCACAUCUGCAGAGGGCUGAAAACGAGGGAAAUAACAUACUGUUCUUUGUGCAGUUGUUAUUUUGUGAGUAAGCACUUACCUGACAGAGGUGAAUUUCACUUGAAAUAUUCUUACAAGGUGAGGUAAAUACUGUAUCGUUUUUAUUUUUAUUUUGAAGGGAAUAGCCAGCAGGUGUCUCUCAGGAAUGAAAUAGAAAGCUGUGACUCUUUGAAAAAGCAGGUGAACACAAAGCCCUCAGCAGAGAAGGCGAUAAAUAAAGGGCCUAAAGAUGAACUGCAGUGCUGUGGAAAACGGGAAGUUUCUUCUGCUGAGGUUUGAAUUGUUACAUGCUGCUUUAAACAUUUUGGAACUGGGAUUUUAAAUGCAAUUGCAGAUAAACACCUAAAAAUAAAAAUUUCUGGGAUUUCUGGGACAUAAGCAGUGCUUUUUUUCUUAAAAAAUGUUUAGGGGUACUCUCAUUUUCCUAUUCAUAUUGAAAUACUGCCCCUCAAUGAGGCCAAACUUAGAUUCACAAAAUGUUCAGGGGUAUGUGUACCCCUGCAUACCCCCAGAAAAAAAGCCCUAGACAUAAGAUCCCGUGAGUGUCAUUGAGAGUGGCCAGAUUUCUAUUGCUGGCAGUGAGAAUAAGGAGCCAAUUAAUUAUGUGAAGCUUGAAGGAUUAUUUCCAGGCAUUUAUUUACCCGAGGUUACUCUUUGGCUUUGUAUAUAUCUGACUUACUGUUGCUACGCUGUUACACUUUUUCUUGUAUUUUGGCAUGCUGUAUGUUUCUAUUUCUGUAAUGAACUGAUGUAAUGAACUGAUGAUGAAAUCAGAAUAUGUUUAUAGUGGGGAAGUAUACCCAAGUAUUUCCGUAUGUAGAAAUUGAAGGAAGUUUCUAUGCAAGCUUGUUGUCUCAUGGGUUUCUAGCUAAUUCAGUGACCUUUGUGAUCACUUUGCAAGUAAAAAUGUGAUGAAAGAAUGGCAUAGCCAUUUUUACAUAGCAUAGGUUACAUAUUGGGUUGUGUCCAACAAAGCCAUCAUAUUAGCUUAAGGACUUCCACCUGGGCAAUGGGACUGUCACUUCCUAAACACCUCGUGCCAUGUUCAACCCAGAAGAGAUUGUGGGGGGCAUGGAGAAAGGAAAGGGAGACAAAGUGCCAUUGUAUAGGCAGCUAAUGGGACAACAUAAUUGGAUAUAAUCUGGCAUUUCUUCAGCCUCAAAAAUAGUGGUGUAAACUUAGCCUGCCUUCAUUCAUAUCGUACUAUAAAUAGAGAAUUCCAAGACCUGUUUUAGAAAUCUAGAGGCUGAGUACAUGCUAACUUUUGCUACAGUAUAUCCUGUGAGAGGCCCUUUAUACCCAUUGAUUUGAACAGUAUAGAUUUGUAGUGCAUAUGUGUUCUUGAAGAAACAAUCUUACAGUUGAAAUUUGCAUUCCCUGUUCCCAUUGCUUUGGAAUAGUUGUAGCUGUGUAAUUUAAGCUUGAAAUAACUUUUCAGGCAAGUUUGUCCCUUAAUAAAAUAGCAAUUCACGUAAUCAGAACAGAUGAAGUAAAAAAAAAAAAAAAGUGAAGAAAGGAAGAAUUUAUGGAGGGUAAGUUUAAAACUGAGCUAGUCAUAAAUCUGACAGGUGGUUCUGGUUUUAAUCGAGGCAAAAUUGUGUAGGCCAUUGUUUCAGCCCUUUAUGACUGUGGUAUUUAGCUGAGGAAAGAAUCAAGGAAUGUGGAGGAGAAUAAAAUUGCAUGCUAACACAUUUCACAAAACUAUAGUUUUUUUAACGUUAAUAUUAAUGACAAUUUUGCAUGAUAAUUAUUUUCUGAUUAAAAUGCUGUGCGACUGUAGUCUGCCAGAUUUUGAAGCUAUUGAUACAAACUCAUAGUCUUAAGUAAUAUGUCUUAAUAAGUCUUGUUUUUUUUACCUUUCAGCAAGAAGAUACUCACCGAAAAAAUGGGUCUCCAGAGAAAAGAGAAGGGCAUGUACCAAAUACAAACUGGAACAGAAAUAGGACAAACAGAAAGAAUAAGAAGAAGCAUGCUAAUUUAUCUGUACGGUAUGUAUGGCUGCUUCUUUAUGUUCAGAUUUUUAAAUUUAGGAAUGCAAGCAGUAUUUCCACCACUUUUUCUUGUUGUUUUCUUGUUGAUUUUUGUUGACAAAACAAUUUUUUGGUUAAUUUUUACUUUUGUUAAUUUUUACUUUUUCCUUGCUAUUCUUAAUUUUCAUCCUACCCUUCUGCCAAAGAAUCAAGAAUGGCAUUAGAGUCAUUGAACAAGCCUCUAGGCCAGCCUUCCCUAACCUGGUGUUCCAGACUACAAUGUUCAUCAUCCCUAACCAUUGGCUACAACUGACUGAGGCUGAUUGGAGUUGUCACCAAAAACAUCUGGGUGGCACCAAGUUGCAAAAGGCUGCUCUAAACUGUGUGUGAGAACCCGUGUCAGGACUGUUCUGUUUUAGUAGCAUGCAAACAGAUUGUUCACAUAGGUAACUAAUUAAUAGAUGUACCACAUGUAAGAUAACUACCCCUUUGUUGUUGUUGCUUGUAGGGUCCCUGAACAGACUGAGUUGAAGCAUGUGUGUAGUGGUUUUGAAAGACCUGAACUUAGAACUAAUGUUAAUAUAAGAAACUGGUGUGGUCAGAGCAAUGGAGAAACAUGUAAAGGAGAAGAGAGAGGUGGCUUACCCACACAGAGAGAAGCAGGUAUGUAAUCAAAAGUGACUCAGAACCAAAUGCUAUGCAUAACUAGUAUUAGUAGUUUGCUUUUGAUUCCGCUCCUAUUUUUCUAUUGCACUUUGUCUUUAAGAUAGAGCAGUGCUACGGCAUGAUGAAUCUUCUGGUUCUUUAUCCCCUUUUGUGUAUGAACAUUCUCAGCCAAGGAGAAAGAAUUGGGGAGUUCAAGCCAGCGAUAAAUACACUUGACAAAACCUUCAGUUCCUAACGCGUGGGGGGGGGGGGCAGCUUAUAGCGAAAGAUGCCUGAAUGCAAGUUCCAGCCUCAUUGUUGAGUAGGGGGGUUGAGUAGGAAGGUCUCAGCAAAGGAAGGUCUGAAGUUGAGCCACCACAAAUGGGGAAAAGGUGUUCCUCUUGACAUUAUGUAGUAUCAGAAUGUAUCUGUGAAGGCUUCUGAAGCUCAGGCAUAGAAAACAUUUAUAAAUGGGUCCCAUCAUAUUCUAUCCACUUACCCACUUGGGAUAUAUGCUAAACCAGUUCAGUAUUUUUCCUAGUUAACAAAAUAUAGAAUGGAUAAGAAUGUUCAGUGUCUGGUCAGUUGCAUAUAUUUGCCAGCUAGGUGGAAUAAGUUGGCGAGUCAUAAACUUCUGUUUUGUUACGAAUUUUCCAAAUUGCCUAGAAGGUUUCUAUCAGUGGCCGAAGAAGAAGUGCCUGGAAAGGUUUUGCUCGGAUUCAAGCUCAGACUGCGGAAGUUCUUCAGGGAGUGUUCGUGCCAGUCGAGGCAGCUGGGGGAGCUGGAGCAGCACUAGCAGUUCCGAUGGCGACAAGAAGCCAAUUAUUCCUAGCAGGCACUUCCUUCCUUCUAGUAAGUGCUGUAAGAGUGUGUGCAUUCUGCAUUUCUUGAGGCAUCAGAGUCUGAAAAUUGCAAAAGAAGAAGAAGCUGCAAUAACUCAAUUAUUACAGAAUUAUUUUCAGUGGAGUGUCUUUUAAAGCCUUAACUGGGCAACAUGAAAUUUAUUUAGAAAAAAUAUUUAUAUGCUGCCAUAUCACAAAAAUAUAUCAAAGCGGUAUAUUUAAUUCUCCAUCUCCCUUAAAACAACUGUAGAAUUAUUGAAUAUGGGAUUAAGUGAAUAUAAAUAUAUAGAUUAUGUAUUCAAAUACACACAGCCAAAGAGAGAAAAGACACAUCACCUUACAAAUUGCUUCUACCGUGGUUUAUGCUGUAGAAACCUAAAACUGCAUUCAGCAUUGGCAGUUAGUAUGGGGUUCGUAAGGCAAAUAAAGCAGACCAGCAUAAAUCUACAGCUUUUUUGCAGCCCUGUUUAUUAUCAACACAAAUCUCUUCCUCCAAUAAUCUGCUUGGCCAAUAAUCCUCAUUUCAGCGCCAGGCAAAUACUUUUUCUGGGCAUUUGGGCCAUGAUGGGAUAUUUUUUACCAUGCUUACAUUUUUACUUACGUUUAUGUAUUUUUACUUUUUUGUUGUUGUUAUAUAUCAGUUCAGGACUUUUUGUUGUGAAACUAUACUAAAACUCUAUACACCCCCACCCCCAAAAGAAAGAAGAAAAUGCUUGAUAAAUAUUUUGUUCAUAGCUUCUGACCUGUUACAAGUUUGCACUUGAUUACACUGGUCAACAACAAAUUUGUUUGCGUUUUUUCAGUUGAUUUAGGACGAAUCUGAUGCGCUGAAUCCAAAAAUCACAUUGGUUUUGCUCAAUCAGGUCAAGUUUUUGAGCUAUGGCCACAUGUCGUUUUUUUACGUUUUUGUUCUAAUGUAUGCUUGUGUGGAGCAUUUUAGAAGAAGUGGGUGGGUGUUAAAUGCCAUGUUGAAUAAUUGUUUUGAUUGCAAAUGAUUAUUUUAAUGACAAGAAGUAUUCAGGUCCGAUAGUUCUGGGUGAUUAUGUCAAAAAGGGAUCAGUUUGAAGUCAUAAAACCUCGAAAUCUUCCAUAAAUUGGUGCGGCAAAGCAACAUGAGCAUCAAGAUGCACUACCUAUUUUCACAUAUGGACCGGUUUCCUGAGAACCUGGGUUCAAUGAGUGACGAGCAGGGGGAGAGAUUCCAUCAGGACAUGAAAGAGAUGGAGACCAGGUAUCAGGGUCGCUGGAACGCAGUCAUGAUGGCUGACUACUGUUGGACUCUGAAGAGAGACCUCCCUGCCGCUGAGCAUUCCAGGAGUUCCAAGAAACGGAAGUUCAAACCCUGAAGUUUGAAAAAUGGUGAAGCAACAUGCAAUUUACGUGUACUUACCUUUAUCAAUGCCCACCAUUCAGUUUACAGUAAACCUGACCUGAUGGAGAGAAACGGAUGCCAUUUCCUGAUUCAGCAGUGCAAAAAUACCCUAAAUCAGUUGUAGAAAUCUAGACAACAUUCAAAAAGUAAAAAAUUGUUGCCCAGUGUUAUCUAUGCAGUCCUAGUAUGUAGAAAACUGUAUUGUAUUAUUUUACCAAAAUGUCAUGUUCAGCUUUAUUCUGUCAUUUGCAUAGGGGAAAGUAUUUCAUGCAGCGAUUUUCCAGCUGAAACACCCAUCUCUUUAAACCCAUCUCACAAAAUCUGCAACACCAGGUAAAAUACUUUAAAGAAUCACAUUCAAAUGUGAUUAGCAAAUGAACUGGGGAGGGGGAAUACUACUAAACUAAAUUUGUAAUGCUCAGUAGUGUUUUUGCAUUAUAUCUUAUUUUAUGCAAAACAGAUGUGCUGUAAUAUAUCUUAUUUCUAAUAGCUGGUAACGCUUCAAUUGCUGCCUUUAUGUUGCUAAUGGUAUUAAAUGACUAGCCCACCACUACCAUACAAAUGAUGUGUGCACAGACCUCUAUACAUAUAUUUAUUUUUGCAUGAACCUGUUUAGUGUGUGUCUUUCUGUGUGUAGAUAAAUUGGGUUUGUUAAUUGAAAUGCAUACAGAUUUCCCACCUGCCCCAUGCCUGCAGGAAAUCUGUUUGACAUACAUAGCUUCCUUGUAUUAGGACAAGGAUAGUUGAUUUUUCUAAAUAUAAAAUAAUUUGUUUGCACUUGUCUUCAGCAGAGAUGUGAAUGGUGUCCCUCAGUAUCCAGAAAACCUAUGCCCCAACUUCCCUGACAUAAGUGUAGAUCCAGACAAAAAUAAAGGUUAGUUAAUCCAAGUGAAACUAGAUAAUGGGACAACUUCAUUGGGUACAAACCCUUGUUUACUGGAUGGUAUGUAAAUAUUGCAUUGUACACAAUAUAAAUAAAAUCAAAACUAAGGCACAAAAUGUUUUAAAUACACAGAGGUGCACAAAAAUGCUAAGUAUUAUUAGAAUAUUCCAAUUUGUUGUGUUCCUUGGACCUGGAAACGUGAUUAUUAAAAAUCAUAGUUAGUUUGAACUAAGCCAGUUUAGGUAAUUAUGCUUUCAAGUUGGCUUGUUCUGAAACUUAACCAUAGUUAAUGUGAAAACCACACUUGUAUCAGACUGUACAACAUGACAAGCCAUACUUAAUCAAAAGAUUUUGAUUCCUUCCUCCUGGCUAUAUGGGAGGAGGUAAAGGGAGAGGGGAAGAGAAAGUGCAAGGCUCACUAUAUUUCACUCUUGCUUGUGCAGAUUGUGCAAAUGCAGCUGGAAAUGGCAGAAUUGAAUUCUUGGUGGUGCUAAUGCUUGACAGUUUGUUAAUUUAGAGGUCAUGAUUUCAAUUUUACUUGUCCUCCCAGGUCUUUAUCCAGCGGGGGACCUGUGGCCACCUCAACCUGUGUGCCUGCCAAAUAGCGUGAACUACAGCCUUGAGAACAACAUCCCAUGCAUGAUCCAGGAAAACCCUUCAUUACACAAUGGGCAAGUUUCUUUCCCUCGCCCCUCCUGUUACACAUUUUACUAAAACAAUGGUAUUAUUUUGUAAACUGCCAAUACAUGGGUAUUUUGUUUUUGUUCCUGAAAUGCUAAGUUUUGCUUUGACUUUUAGUAGCUUCAUUGAUUGGAAUGCCUCCUGUGAUGGUCAGUUUACCAGCGUGUACUGCCCAGUGGAAGUGAAUGAAUACAAUGCUUUUCCAGAAGGUAAGUCUCCUACAAUCCAUUAGAUCCAUUUCAGUCCGGGUUCUAUCCUGGUUUUGGGACCGAGACAGCUCUGGUCACCCUAACAGAUGAUCUUCUGGACCACUGCCUCGCCGACGUGGGGAUACAGGGCAUAGCCCGUAAAUGGCUGCACUCUUUUAUCUCUGGUUGGGGACAGAGGGUGGCGCUAGGGAGGGAGAUGUCGUCGCACCACUCCUUGGUGUGUGGAGUGCCUCAGGGCGCAAUCCAUUCCCCGAUGCUUUUUAACAUCUUUAUGCACCCCCUUGCCCAGAUUGUCCGGAGCUUUGGGCUGGGUUUGUCACCAAUAUGCUGAUGACACUCAGCUCUAUCUGCUGAUGGAUGGCCAUACCGACUUGGCCCCGGACACACUGGCCAGAUGCUUGGAAACUGUGGCUGGAUGGUUUCGUGGGAGCCGACUGAAACUAAAUCCUUUGAAGACAGAGGUCCUCUGGCUGGGUCGGGAUGGUAUGGGGAUGAGGGACCAACUCCCUUCUCUUGGGGGGGCCCAAUUAGUGCCAUUGCCUUCCGUUAAGAGUUUGGGUGUAAUCCUUGACGCCUCCCUUUCCAUGGAGGCGCAGGUUACAGCAACAGCCAAGGUGACAUUUUUCCACCUUCACCGCAUCAAGCAGUUGGUCCCUUACCUUUCCCGCCCCGACCUGGCCACAGUGAUCCAUGCAACGGUCACCUCCAGGCCUGACUACCGUAAUUCGCUCAACCCGGGGCUGCCCUUGAAGCUGUUCCAGAAACUUCAGCUGGUGCAGAAUGCUGCAGUGAGGCUCCUCACGGGGUCUCUGCCAUGGGAGCAUAUUCACCCAGUGCUUUUCCAGCUGCACUGGCUCCCGGUAGAGUACAGGGUCAGAUUUAAGGUGCUGGUUUUGACCUUUAAAGCCCUUCACGGCCUAGGACCCUUGUACCUAUGGGACCACCUCUCCCGGUAUGCCCCACGGAGGAGCUUAAGGUCCAAAAAUAGCAACACUCUGGAGGUCCUGGGCCCUAAGGAAGUUAGAUUAACCUCAGCCAGAGCCAGGGCCUUUUCAGCACUGGCUCCGGCCUGGUGGAACGCUGUGUCUCAUGAGACCAGGGCCCUGCGGGAUCUGAUUUCUUUCCACAGGGCCUGUAAGACAGAGUUGUUCCACCUGGCCUUUGGCUUAGAAUCAAUUUGAUUCUCUCCCCCUCUUUCUUUUUUCCUUUCUCCUCCUGUGAAAAGGCUGCAUUUUAAUGUUUUAAUGUUGUAUUUUAAUCUUCUUUUUAAAGUUGUAUUUUAAUCAACUUGUUUUUAUUAUUGGUUGUUAGCCGCCCUGAGCCCGGUCUUGGCUGGGGAGGGCGGGGUAUAAAUAAAUUUUAUUAUUAUUAUUAUUAUUAUUAUUAUUAUUAUUAUUAUUACAAAACCAUGAGUGGUUUAGAAACAGGCACUUGUCCUUUCCCAUCAGGUGCUCAGGUGAACAGCUCCCAGAUAUCAAAUGACAGCUUCCCUACCUCCUCUUAGCUUUUGUGAACACCUUGCAGUCUCCCCACUACCCCAUCUGACUCCCAGCUCAUUGCACUGACUUGUGUAACUAUAGUGCUGAAGUCCACCUUGGGCAUCUCUUGGGAGAUGAUGUUUGUGGUCCAGUAGGCCUAUCUAUAUUCUUCCUCAGCACAGCCUGUAUCUUCCUCUUCCCACACCCUACCUCCCAAUGAUCUACAAACACACACACACACACAGCAGGCUAGUAGGAUCCAACUGCUGCAAUAAUUAAGAAAAAUGUAGAACCACCCUACAGAAUUAAGUUAAUUGUUGGUUGACAAAUCUGCCCUUUCUCCCAAACUAUAGAAAAUAUGAACUAUCAUAAUGGCUUCCCAUGCACUGCGGAAGUUCAGAGUACAGCCUUCAUUGAUCACAGCUGCCAAUCUACUUGGAGCACCCCACCUAAUAUCCCUCCAACUUGGGAGCCAAGCAAUUAUGUCAAUUCAACAGUGAGUAUAAUGGGUGUUAUAUUACUAUAGUAUAGUAACAUAGUAGCCAUCUGGUUAUAUGUGACUGUCCCUUACAUCCUCUUGUUGAUCAUUUCUUUUUAGUGAGUUCUUUAAAAAAAGACUUAUUUCAAGAUUUAGCCCAGAUGGUUUCAAUUCUUUUUUUUUCUACUCUGGAUUUAAUUCUAAUUUUGGUGCAGUUGAUAUAAAUUUUCUUUGUAGCAGUUAUGCAAUUCUGUUUGUACCGAAAUACAUUUUCUACAGGAAUCAUUUGAGAACAUGUAGGAAAAUGUGUGAAAACUUACUUUUUCCUGGGUGUAAGAAUGGAAAACAGUUUAGAUUUCAACAAUGCAAGCCAACAGUUUAAAUAUUAAUAGUAUUCAACUUGCUAGGCACAUCAGUAUGGGAUUCUUUUAAAUAUAAAAAGCAGGGUGGGGAGGACGGGACCUGGUGAAAUGGCAGACGAAACAGAAGUGUAGUCAGGAAAUUGCCAGCAUGAUUUUUUUGUGUGUUUUGGAAUAUGCUUUUGUUCCUGUUGUAGGCCGAUCAGUUUAAUGCUAUUUUUUCCAGAGUUUAUGCUGGAUCUGAAUACUGAAGGAGGGCCAAAAAAGAGACACUGAAUUGUUGCUCAUUUAUUUCCGGGGUGGCACAGAGCAUUCUGUGCUUCAGGUUUUUUUUGUUUAUGUAGUGCUCUCAUUUAGAAGUUUUUUAAAACUCUGAUAAAGCAAAUGGUGCUGGUGAGACGAUUCAGAGCAGAUCUUAAAGUUCUCCAGUUUUGACACAAGCAGAACACCUGUGCUCAGACUUGUUCCUGGCCCUGCUGCUUCCCUUGCACUGCUUAUGAUUACUUGACUCUGUCAGUAAUCACCUUAAGAGGGUGUGUUUUUCCACUGACUGAAGGAGUGAAGGGGUGGGUGAGAAAACAGGCAAUAUCACACUGUUGUCUUGCUUUCUAAGGCCCACCAUUCCUGUGUCUGGCCUUACUGUUGUUUGUCCACACAAACGACACAUUUUAAGCCAUUUAAGUAAGUGCCAUGCAGGAAACGAUUUUAAGAGUGCAUGUUGUUAAAUAUUUGCUCUUAAGCUAAUUAAAUAAGGAGUUUUGCGGGGGUAUUGAAUCUCUUUAUCUCCCAAGCUGCUUUUCCAAACAUCAUCUGUUGAGUUCUUUGUUUCUAAAUGUGUAUGUUUUAUGGCACACCCAGUUCAUGAAAACUUUUCUCUUCAACGAAGCUUUGGGAUGAUUAACAUUCAAUGGCCUUUUAAAUGUGUCUUUAGGAAAGGGGCUAAUGGUUUGGUUUGCUUUGCUUUUGCUUUUGUAUUUUUGGGUGAAGGGCAGUAUACAAAUUUAAUAAAGGAUAGUGGUAAUGAUGACGAUGUUUUGUGUUGUCUGUUUUUUUCUCUUCCAGUCCUACCUCUCAAGCACCAGGAGUUUGUCACCCAUGUCUGGACUCUUUGGUUCCAUUUGGGCCCCCCAGAGUGACAUCUAUGAAAGCUGUUGCCCAGUCAGUGCCACCGCUCAGCAUUCAGCCCAGGUGGAAAACCAGGCAGUUCUUUGCAAGCAGGAAUGCUACCCGAGAUUUAACCCAUUCCGUGCCUAUAUGAACUUGGACAUAUGGACUUCAGCAGCCAACCGGAAUGCAAAUUUCCCUCUUUCUAGGGAGUCGGGUUACUGUGGAAACAUGUGAAAAGGAAUUUUAUUUUUAAAAUGUGAAAUAAAAGAUGCUUUCAGUUUUGAUUACUAGAAUAAGCUGGUUGUUGAACUAGACUUCAAUGUUGGUGGAUAUUUUGGCACUUUUGUAUGGAAAAUAAAACUUUUUUUUACUGAGGUUUCUGG
This is a messenger RNA of Podarcis lilfordi (Lilford's wall lizard), 73520 nucleotides long. Lineage: Eukaryota; Metazoa; Chordata; Lepidosauria; Squamata; Lacertidae. The record is from the annotation of a GenBank genome assembly.